This is a messenger RNA of Coregonus sp. 'balchen', 51079 nucleotides long. Lineage: Eukaryota; Metazoa; Chordata; Actinopteri; Salmoniformes; Salmonidae. The record is from the annotation of a GenBank genome assembly.
UGGCAUGGUGCCUGCCUGCCUGCCCGGGCCCUUCCCUCAGCCCUGCACCAGAACAGCUAGCUCAGUGUUCCAGGCAGACAGGCUCCUGUGGAAUGCAGGUGUUGACGAUGUAACCAGUUCUGUCUCUGUCUCGGUCUCUGAGCCCAGGCAGGAUGAGAGCCUCUCUCUCAGGACCCCGUUAAGCAGGCUAGGCCAGAGAGAUUUGGUUGUAUAUAGGCAGAUUGCUUACCAUUUUGCCAGCUAGCAAUCUGCAGCACCACAUGUCAAAUUGGUGUUAGAAAUAGUAAAUUAGAUUUUACCUACACUAUGCAUCGCAAAUAAAGAGGUUCUCAUUAGCUGGACCUAGUAUGGUUAUUUCUGGACUUUUUAUCUUUAUCCAAUUGUGUCUUAAUCCAAUGUUAUGUGUUUUGCCCAGUCUCAUCCGGCACUUUACUCUAGCAUCAGCAUGUGGCCUAGCAUAGCAUAUUGGCUUUUCCAGCCUGUGUGUGUGUGUGUGUGUGUGUGUGUGUGUGUGUGUGUCCCAGGGCUCUGGGAGAGUGUGAGUCUGCUGCGGUCUGAGAGGACGCUGAGGACACGAAGUCUGGAGGCAGAGCAGUGAGCAUUGUGUGUGAACAUGCUAUGUGCUAGCCUGUGUGCGUGAUGGCUGACAAGUCAACACAACAGGGGUGAGAGGGAAGUCCGGGCAGAAGCAUGUGGCUGUGCCCACAGGGUUAAAUGUGCAUUAAGAAUGAGUUAACAGUCAUGGCAGGCCCUCUCAUGGAGUCAUAUAUAUAUAUAUAUAUAUAUAUAUAUAUAUAUAUAUAUAAUGGAAAACAAAAUCAUUUUACAAAAGGCUCUAGAAAAGAAGUGAAAAUAAGUGAGCCUAUUUUAUUAAUUAAUUUAUACAGUACCAGUCAAAGGUUUGGACACCUACUCAUUCAAGGGUUUUUCUUAAUUUUUACUAUUUUCUACAUUGUAGAAUAAUAGUGAAGACAUCAAAACUAUGAAAUAACACAUAUGGAAUCAUGUAGUAACCACAAAAGUGUUAAACAAAUCAAAAUAUAUUUUAGAUUCUUCAAAGUAGCCACCCUUUGCCUUGAUGACCGCUUUGUGCAUUCUCUCAACCAGCUUCACCUGGAAUGCUUUUCCAACAGUCUUGAAGGAGUUCCCACAUAUGCCCAGCACUUGUUGGCUGCUUUUCCUUCACUCUGUGGUCCAACUCAUCCCAAACCAUCUCAAUUGGGUUGAGGUCAGGUGAUUGUGGAGGCUAGGUCAUCUGAUGCAGCACUCCAUCACUCUCCUUCUUGGUCAAAUAGCCCUUACACCGCUUGGAGGUGUGUUGGGUCAUUGUCCUGUUGAAAAACAAAUGAUAGUCACACUAAGCCCAAACCAGAUGGGAUGGUGUAUCGCUGCAGAAUGCUGUGGUAGCCAUGCUGGUUAAGUGUGCCUUGAAUUCUAAAUAAGUCACCGACAGUGUCACCAGCAAAGCACCAUCACACCUCUUCCUCCGUGCUUCACGGUGGGAACCACACAUGCGGAGAUCAUCCGUUUACCUACUCUGCGUCUCACAAAGACACGGCGGUUGGAACCAAAAAUCUCAAAUUUGGACUCAUCAGACAAAAGGACAGAUUUCCACUGGUCUAAUGUCCAUUGCCCAAGCAAGUCUCUUCUUAUUUUUGGUGUCCUUAAGUAGUGGUUCCUUUGCAGCAAUUUGACCAUGAAGGCCUGAUUCACGCAGUCUCCUCUCAACAGUUGAUGUUGAGAUGUGUCUGUUACUUGAACUCUGAAGCAUUUAUUUGGGCUGCAAUUUCUGAGGCUGGUAACUAAUGAACUUAUCCUCUGCAGCAGAGGUAACUCUGGGUCUUCCAUUCCUGUGGCGGUCCUCAUGAGAGCCAGUUUCAUCAUAGCACUUGAUGGUUUUUGCGACUGCACUUCAAGAAACUUUCAAAGUUUUUCUGGAUUGACUGACCUUCAUGUCUUAUGAUGGACUGUCGUUUCUCUUUGCUUACUUGAGCUGUUCUUGCUAUAAUAUGGACUUGGUCUUUUACCAAAUAGGGCUAUCUUCUGUAUACCAACCCUACCUUGUCACAACACAACUGAUUGGCUCAAAAGCAUUAAGAAGGAAAGAAAUUCCACGAAUUUUAACAAGGCACACCUGUUAAUUGAAAUGCAUUGCAGGUGACUACCUCAUGAAGCUGGUUGAGAGAAUUGCCAAGAGUGUGCAAAGCUGUCAUCAAGGCAAAGGGUGGCUACAUUGAAGAAUCUCACAUUUUAAGAUUUGUUUAACACUUUUUUUGGUUACUACAUGAACCCAUAUGUGUUAUUUCAUAGUAUUGAUGUCUUCACUAUUAUUCUACAAUGUAAAAAUAAAGAGAAACACUUGAAUGAGUAGGUGUCCAAACUUUUGACUGACGUGUGUGUGUGUGUGUGUGUGUGUGUGUGUGUACAGUUGAAGUCGGAAGUUUACAUACAUACAGUGGGGAGAACAAGUAUUUGAUACACUGCCAAUUUUGCAGGUUUUCCUACUUACAAGCAUGUAGAGGUCUGUAAUUUUUAUCAUAGGUACACUUCAACUGUGAGAUACGGAAUCUAAAACAAAAAUCCAGAAAAUCACAUUGUAUGAUUUUUAAGUAAUUAAUUUGCAUUUUAUUGCAUGACAUAAGUAUUUGAUCACCUACCAACCAGUAAGAAUUCUGGGCUCUCACAGACCUGUUAGUUUUUCUUUAAGAAGCCCUCCUGUUCUCCACUCAUUACCUGUAUUAACUGCACCUGUUUGAACUCGUUACCUGUAUAAAAGACACCUGUCCACACACUCAAUCAAACAGACUCCAACCUCUCCACAAUGGCCAAGACCAGAGAGCUGUGUAAGGACAUCAGGGAUAAAAUUGUAGACCUGCACAAGGCUGGGAUGGGCUACAGGACAAUAGGCAAGCAGCUUGGUGAGAAGGCAACAACUGUUGGCGCAAUUAUUAGAAAAUGGUAGAAGUUCAAGAUGAUGGUCAAUCACCCUCGGUCUGGGGCUCCAUGCAAGAUCUCACCUUGUGGGGCAUCAAUGAUCAUGAGGAAGGUGAGGGAUCAGCCCAGAACUACACGGCAGGACCUGGUCAAUGACCUGAAGAGAGCUGGGACCACAGUCUCAAAGAAAACCUUUAGUAACACACUACGCCGUCAUGGAUAAAAAUCCUGCAGCGCACGCAAGGUCCCCCUGUUCAAGCCAGUACAUGUCCAGUCCUGUCUGAAGUUUGCCAAUGACCAUCUGGAUGAUCCAGAGGAGGAAUGGGAGAAGAUCAUGUGGUCUGAUGAGACAAAAAUAUAGCUUUUUGGUCUAAACUCCACUCGCCAUGUUUGGAGGAAGAAGGAUGAGUACAACCCCUAGAACACCAUCCCAACCGUGAAGCAUGGAGGUGGAAACAUCAUUCUUUGGGGAUGCUUUUCUGCAAAGGGGACAGGACGACUGCACCGUAUUGAGGGGAGGAUGGAUGGGGCCAUGUAUCGUGAGAUCUUGGCCAACAACCUCCUUCCCUCAGUAAGAGCAUUGAAGAUGGGUCGUGGCUGGGUCUUCCAGCAUGACAACGACCCGAAACACACAGCCAGGGCAACUAAGGAGUGGCUCCAUAAGAAGCAUCUCAAGGUCCUGGAGUGGCCUAGCCAGUCUCCAGACCUGAACCCAAUAGAAAGUAUUUGGAGGGAGUUGAAAGUCCGUAUUGCCCAGCGACAGCCCCGAAACCUGAAGGAUCUGGAGAAGGUCUGUAUGGAGGAGUGGGCCAAAAUCCCUGCUGCAGUGUGUGCAAACCUGGUCAAGACCUACAGGAAACAUAUGAUCUCUGUAAUUGCAAACAAAGGUAUCUGUACCAAAUAUUAAGUUCUGCUUUUCUGAUGUAUCAAAUACUUAUGUCAUGCAAUAAAAUGCAAAUUAAUUACUUAAAAAUCAUACAAUGUGAUUUUCUGGAUUUUUGUUUUAGAUUCUGUCUCUCACAGUUGAAGUGUACCUAUGAUAAAAAUUACAGACCUCUACAUGCUUUGUAAGUAGGAAAACCUGCAAAAUUGGCAGUGUAUCAAAUACUUGUUCUCCCCACUGUACACCUUAGCCAAAUACAUUUAAACUCAGUUUUUCACAAUUCCUGACAUUUAAUCCUAGUAAAAAUUCCCUGUCUUAGGUCAGUUGGGAUCACCACUUUAUUUUAAGAAUGUGAAAUGUCAGAAUAAUAGUAGAGAAUGAUUUAUUUUAGCUUUUAUUUCUUUCAUCACAUUCCCAGUGGGUCAGAAGUUUACAUACACUCAAUUAGUAUUUGGUAGCAUUGCCUUUAAAUUGUUUAACUUGGGUCAAACGUUUCGGGUAGCUUCCCACAAAAAGUUGGGUAAAAUUUGUCCCAUUCCUCCUGACAGAGCUGGUGUAACUGAGUUAGGUUUGUAGGCCUCCUUGCUCGCACACGCUUUUUCAGUUCUGCCCACAAAUUUUCUAUAGGAUUGACGUCAGGGCUUUGUGAUGGCCACUCCAAUACCUUGACUUUGUUGUCCUUAGGCCAUUUUGCCACUACUUUGGAAGUAUGCUUUGGGUCAUUGUCCAUUUGGAAGACCCAUUUGCGACCAAGCUUUAACUUCCUGACUGAUGUCUUGAGAUGUUGCUUCAAUAUAUCCACAUAAUUUUCCUUCCUCAUGAUGCCAUCUAUUUUGUGAAGUGCACCAGUCCCUCCUGCAGCAAAGCACCCCCACAGCAUGAUGCUGCCACCCCUGUGCUUCACGGUUGGGAUGGUGUUCUUCGGCUUGCAAGCGACCCACUUUUUCCUCCAAACAUAAUGAUGGUCAUUAUGGCCAAACAGUUCUAUUUUUAUUUCAUCAGACCAGAGGACAUUUCUGCGUGGUCCCAUGGUGUUUAUACUUGCGUGCUAUUGUUUGUACAGAUGAACGUGGUACCUUCAGGCAUUUGGAAAUUGCUCCCAAGGAUGAACCAGACUUGUGGAGGUCUACAAAUUUUUUUUUCUGAGGUCUUGGUGAUUUGUCUUUUGAUUUUCCCAUGAUGUCAAGCAAAGAGGCACUGAGUUUGAAGGUAGGCCUUGAAAUACAUUCACAGGUACACCUCCAAUUGACUCAAAUGAUGUCAAUGCUCCAGAUACUCAACUAGUCUCAAGAAGGCCAGUUUUAUUGCUUCUUUAAUAAGCACAACAGUUUUCAGCUGUGCUAACAUAAUUGCGAAAGGUUUUUCUAAUGAUCAAUUAGCCUUUUUAAAAUGAUAAACUUGGAUUAGCCAACACAAUGUGCCAUUGGCACACAGGACUGAUGGUUGCUGAUAAUGGUCCUCUGUAUGCCUAUGAAGAUAUAUCCAUUAAAAAUCAGCCGUUUCCAGCUACAAUAGCCAUUUACAACAUUAACAAUGUCUACACUGUAUUUCUGAUCAAUUUGAUGUUAUUUUAAUGGACAAAAAAAUUGCUUUUCUUUCGAAAACAAGGACAUUUCUUAGUGACCCCAAACUUUUGAACGGUAGUUUGUACACACACACAGUGCAUUCGGUAAGUAUUAAGAACGCUUGACUUUUUCCACAUUUUGUUGGGUUACAGCCUUAUUCUAAAAUGGAUUUAAAAAAAUUUAACACAAUACCCCAUAAUGACAAAGUAAAAAAUGGUUUUUAGAAAAUUUUGCAAAUGUAUAAAAAAAAAAAAAAAACUUCAAUAUCACAUUUACAUUAGUAUUCAGACCCUUUACUCAGUACUUUGUUGAAGCACCUUUGUCAGCAAUUACAGCCUCGAGUCUUAUAAUAAUAAUAUGCCAUUUAGCAGACUGUUUUAUCCAAAGUGACUUACAGUCAUGUGUGCAUACAUUUUUACGUAUGGGUGGUCCCGGGGAUCGAACCCACUACCCUGGCGUUACAAGCGCCAUGCUCUACCAAUUGAGCUACAGAGGACCACUUCUUGGGUAUGACGCUACAAGCUUGGCACACCUGUUUUUGGGAGUUUCUCCCGUUCUUCUCUGCCGAUCCUCUCAAACUCUGUCAGGUUAGAUGGGGAGCGUCGCUCUGUACUUUGCUCAGUUAAUCUUUCCCUCGAUCCUGACUAAUCUUCCACUGCCUGCCCCUGAAAACAUCCCCACAGCGUGAUGAAGCCACAAACAUGCUUCACUGUAGGGAUGGUGCCAGGUUUCCUCCAGACGUGACUCUUGGCUUUCAGCCAAAAGAGUUCAGUCUUGGUUUCAUCAGACCAGAGAAUCUUGUUUCUCAUGGUCAGAGUUCUUUUUAUGUGCCUUUUGGUAAACUCCAAGCGGGCUGUCAUGUGCCUUUUACUGAGGAGUGGCUUCCGUCUGGCCACUCUACCAUAAUGGCCUGAUUUUGGUAGAGUGCUGAAGAGAUGGUUGUGCUUCUGGAAGGUUCUCCCAUCUCCACAGAGGAACUCUGAAGCUCUGUCAGAUUGAUCAUUGGGUUUUUGGCCACCUCCCUGACCAAGGCCCUUCUCCCCCGAUUUGCUCAGUUUGGCCGGGCGGCCAGCUCUAGGAAGAGUCUUGGUGGUUCCAAACUUCUUCCAUUUAAGAAUGAUGGAGGCCACUGUGUUCUUGGGGAAUUUUUGUUACCCUCUAAACAAUCCUGUCUCUGAGCUCUACAGACAAUUCCUUCGACCUCAUGGCUUGGUUUUUGCUCUGACAUGCACUGUCAAUGAUCAAUGAAAACCGGAUGCACCUGACCUCAAUUUCGAGUCUCAUAGCAAAGAUUCUGAAUACUUAUGUAAAUAACUUUUUUCAGUUUUUUAAAUUUUUUAUAAAUUUGCAAAAAUGUCUAAACCUGUUUUUGCUUUGUCAGAAUGGGGUAUUUUGUGUAGAUUGAGGGUGACUUCAUUGAUUUUAGAAUAUGGCUGUAACGUAACAAAGUGGAAAACGGGAAGGGGUCUGAAUACUUUCCGAAUGCACUGUAUAUAUGUGUAAUAUUGUUAUUUUAUUUAUUUCACCUUUAUUUAACCAGGUAAGCCAGUUGAGAACAAGUUCUCAUUUACAACUGCGACCUGGCCAAGAUAAAGCAAAGCAGUGCGAUUAAAAAGAACACAGAGUUACAUAUGGGGUAAACAAAAUAUAAAGUCAAAAAUACAAACAGAAAAUAUAUAUACAGUGUGUGCGAAUGUAGUAAGUUAUGGAGGUAAGGCAAUAAAUAGGCCAUAGUGCAAAAUAGUUACAAUUUCGUAUUAACACUGGAAUGAUAGAUGUGCAAAUAGAUACUGGGGUGCAUAUUAGCAAAAUAAAUAAAUAUGGGGAUGAGGUAGUUGAGUGGGCUAAUUUCAGAAUGGCUGUGUACAAGUUCAGUGAUCGGUAAGCUGCUCUGACAACUGACGCUUAAAGUUAGUGAGGGAGAUAAGUGUCUCCAGCUUCAGAGAUUUUUGCAGUUCGUUCCAGUCAUUGGCAGCAGAGAACUGGAAGGAAUGGCGGCUAAAGGAGGUGUUUGCUUUGGGGAUGACCAGUGAGAUAUACCUGCUGGAGCGCAGACUACGGGUGGGUGUUGCUAUGGUGACCAGUGAGCUAAGGUAAGACUGGGAUUUGCCAGUGAUUUAUAGAUGACCUGGAGCCAGUGGGUUUGGCGACGAAUAUGUAGUGAGGGCCAGCCAACAAGAGCGUACAGGUCACAGUGGUGGGUAGUAUAUGGGGCUUUGGUGACAAAACGGAUGGCACUGUGAUAGACUACAUCCAAUUUGCUGAGUUGAGUGUUGGAAGCUAUUUUGUAAAUGACAUCGCUGAAGUCAAGGAUCGGUAGGAUAGCCAGUUUUACGAGGGCAUGUUUGGCAGCAUGAGUGAAGGAGGCUUUGUUGCGAAAUAGGAAGCCGAUUCUAGAUUUCACUUUGGAUUGGAGAUGCUUAAUGUGAGUCUGGAAGGAGAGUUUACAGUCUAACCAGACACCUAGGUAUUUGUAGUUGUCCACAUACUCUAGGUCAGACCUGCCGAGAGUAGUGAUUCUAGUCGGGUGGGCGGGUGCAAGCAGCGUUCGGUUGAAGAGCAUGCAUUUAGUUUUACUAGCGUUUAAGAGCAGUUGGAGGCUACGGAAGGAGUGUUGUAUGGCGUUGAAGCUCGUUUGGAGGUUUGUUAACACAGUGUCCAAUGAAGGGCCAGAUGUAUACAAUGAUGCAUCAUUGUGGAGUGUUUAGAAAGGCUUUUUAAAUGCAUACAAGUCUCCUGACAUUACAGUGAAAUUUAAAGUCAUUUCUAUUAAAGAAAGCGAAUCAAAACCACAUUUUAAAAAGUACUUCCCUGUCAGAGCAAAUAGAUGUGAUUGUGAUGCGGCUUGAGCUGUUUUGAGAAGUAGAGCUCACAGAGCAUUGGGAGACAAGACUGUCAGCACAGUCAACCCUAGACCCUUGCUCUCUGCAUGUGCCAAAGAGACUGGGGAGAGGUCGUCUACCGCUCAGUUUAAGAUUGUGGAAAGAGUGGUAUUUUAUUUUCAUUCCUUCUCAAAAUCAAAACAACCCAGGCCUUUGUUUGAUCUGUGGUUGUCAUACUCUCUAAGGCUGUGUGAAGUUAGUAGGUGUACAGCAUGCACAAUGUCUCUAUGGCAACAACACUGUUGUCAAGCUGUCUGUUGUUGACAUAGUAGUAUGGAUGAGAAAAACAAAAUAUAGCACUGACGGUAACACUGCCGUCUAGUUGAGGGUGUCAGCACUUAGUAAGCAACAGGGUAUGGGGGGGGGAAAAUGCAUUUUGAGCCAUAGUCGCACACUGCCAACCAAAACCUAGAGGGAUUUCAAUCAGACACAGCUGAUGAAAGAUGCAUCGUGUCCCUGCCUCCACUUUUUGGGGAUUUGAAAGGAAUAAUCAGAGUCCCAUUUAAAGCGCCACAAUCUCAUGAAUAUUUACGCUGUGUCAUUUGAGCGCUGCCUAAACCCCGGCUCGUUUGUGUAAUGGCACAUUUAGGAGGUUUACCAAGGUGUGGAAACUGGACCGGGGCCUACGACGGCAUUCUUUACCACCACCCUUUUCCUUCUCUCCUCCUCUCCUCCCUCUUGUCUCGAGAAUAGAGAAAACAGCACCAUGACUGUACUGCAAAGGGAUGGCGACGUGCCCAGUAGGCAUGAGACUGAUUGUGUCCUAGUUACCCGUGCAUGACGUCUGUCUGUCUGUCCGUGGGCCUGUGACUGCCUCCCUCCCAAACAGCACAACACUGUAUAGCCUAGUCUACCCUUCCAUCAAAGCUACAACUCUACAUCUGGAGGGUGGUCUGUCUGUCCAGCCAUGGAGUAAAUAGACCUUUACUGUCACACUUUAACUAAGCAUCCAGUUCAGUUCCCCCACAGCAUUAAAGGAAGAAAUCCACCCAAAACCACUCAUUCCUUUAAUUUACAGUUUUAAAUAACACUAUGUGAGAACAAUAUUUUUUGUAAACAUAUGUUUCAUUUUGGCGUUUUUAUAAUAGGGUUGGUAGCAAAAUGGAAAAUCUGUUGCAGCUCAAGUCAGCUCAAAUCAGCAUGUAACAUAGCUAAUUAGCUAUAAAAUCGCAUAAACAUUCUCACCAUGUUCAACCUGCAGAUCGAUGUGCCUCAGAGUGGAGUCUAACAUUUGCAACGGCAGAUAUCCUUUUGAGGAGAUGGGGAAACAUUGCCCAUGCUACGUCAAUGGGCCGCCUUGUGCAUUCUGGGCGAUUCUGGGACAAGGAGCGCUCUCCAUCAAGGAGUGAAUGGGAGUCUAUUGGCUGCUUGCUCAAAAACCCAACAUUUAGCACAAAUUCCGUCAACAAGAAGUACAACAUUACCAAUCUUUUCAGAGAUGUGAGAUAAUUAACUUUCUAUCUGUAGUAUCGUAUAGCUUUGGAAUCGUGACAUUACGUACUUUUGAAGAAAAUAGGCUUGUUUCUCCACAUACACACUGAUUUUGAGAAGGGAUUGCAUGAUGAUUAGCUUAGCAACCGCGAAACGCAGCAUGAAACGUGAACACAAUUGGUCAACAGUUUGCUGGGUGGGGCGUUUAUACGUUCCUUCAUUCAUUCAUUGGAUUCCUUUCUCCUUUCUAUAAUAUCUCUGGCAACGGCACCAUGCAACGCACCCUGGACUAAAGAGGCAGGCCAAUAGGAAAAAUGUGCUAGACCCUCCGUUAUAGUCCCAAGUUUUCAAGGUAGGAAUAUCGGUAAAAUAUGAUCAAUGGCUCAUUUGAGAAAAGAGAUCCUCCCGAGUUAUGACAUCGGCCAGUAUUGAAAUCUGACAUGUAUGGUAGACGUUUUCGCCAGAUAAAAAUUGUAUUCCUAUUAACUUCCAGAGCGACUUUCUCACGGUGCUACGUCAUACCGGCCUGGUUUUCUGCCUGCUUCAAUGCCAGUAACUCAGAUACACAUGCAAUGACCCAGGGAAUCGAUAGAACAUCACUCAGAGAUGCACAAAAACAAUAUUACAUUCAAAAUGGGUGAACCUUUCCUUUUAAGGACAAAAGGCCAAUUGUUUGAUAUCCGGGCCCGCCCUGCACUAUACUAUACUACACUACACUCGGCAUGUCAUGUCACCUCAGAUCCUCAUCGAGGGGGGAAAAAAAGUGUGCCCAAAAUAAAGGACCUCUGCAUCCCUCUGGGUUAUGAAUUUAGGUCAGUUGGCUGGGGCAGAAGGGAACUGGAGAGCGGUGAAGAAGUGUGGCCUCCUGAGAUCACUGGCCCCUAUAUUACAGAAGCAUUGGUGACGGUGGAAUGGAAACCUAUGUCCUAUAUUCUACAUUUGUGACCGGUGAGGGAGAUGUUCGUAAUACGCAGCUUUUCAGUCACAGCAUUUUGUUUCGAUAACGGCCUGGCAUAAAGAGUGUUCCAUUCUUUGGAUUAUCUUAUUGCUUUCAUAAUGCUGUGUGUUGAAUCAUUUGUGCCAUUGUAAACCUUGAGCUAACAGUUGGGGGGGAGAUGGGUAGAGAAAUCGAGUAAUCACUCUCAAUUUACCUGUUUGCGAGAAAAUGGUCUAAAUGAAACCCAGCUGCAUUUCGAACAAUACUGUCAGUGUUACUGUCGCAUAUUGCAAUGUGCUUAUCACCUGCUCCUAUCCACGGUUUUCCACUCAUUCUGAAACGUUGAAUGCAUGACUUCCAUGGCAACCAGAAGUUUAAUGAGUCACCGUGUUCUUGUCACAGGGCCAGGGGUGACCUUCACAGAGAAAGACAGAUUAGGAGUAGUUUGACACCAGAGUCCACCAUGCCGGUGGCCCUUGGCCCUCAGACCAGCCUGGCGCGCACACCCACACACACGGCCAAACAUGCAUGAGAAUGAGGCCACUAGGUUAUGGUGCAUUUGAUGGAAUAUUCUCCUGAUUGAGUUCAUCUUCAUCUGCUCGUAUUGAUGAACGAGUUAGUAACUAAUGCAGCGUGGAGAGCAUUUACCACGGGUUGCAAAAUAUAUUGUGUUAAUUCAUUUCCUUUGUGAAUAGGCUUGUAGCCUACAGUAGGUGGUUCCUGUCAACAUGUAUUAUGGUUGAUUGUAGUUGAGGGAUGAGAGAAGAUGACAUCCUUCCUUUUGUAGUAUGCCCAGGCUAGAGAUGAAGAGAUGUUUCUCAGGUCUUCAUGUUGUAGCUGGGACGUUUCCAUCGCCUGAUCUCUGCAUACAAAACAUCCCUUGGCAAAGACAAUGACAUAGCAUUGACUUGCCCUCUGUCUCGCUUGCAACAUCAAGACAAUUAAAUAGCAUUGACUUGCCCUCUGUCUCGCUUGCAACAUCAAGACAAUUAAAUAGCAUUGACUUGCCCUCUGUCUCGCUUGCAACAUCAAGACAAUGACAUGGCAUUGACUUGCCCUCUGUCUAGCUUGCAACAUCAAGGAUGUCAUACUCUGACUGCCUCUCAGAGAAGUCGUCAUUCCACUUCAAUGUGUCAACGCUGCUGUCAUCUUGUUAUUUUAUGAUUCCAAGACAUUGCAGUAUCCUCCCUUAUUCCAAUGCAAUGUAUUUUAUGGAAAUGUUAGUUUUGUAAACAAUGGAAAAACACUUGUCAUUGCAAAAUGUUCACAGCCAUACAUCAAAGUACAUGCAGGCUUCAAAUCAGCUGUUAGAUAUAUAAUACAGUGUCUGUCUUCUUGUUUGAAGGGCUUGACUGCUAACAGGUAAAUGUGUACUCUGUCGUACAGCGUAUGUCCAGUGGGAGCUACGCAGCAAGGUGACAGAAAAUGGCAGCGCCGCCAAAAACCAGGUGACUGAGGAAAUUGGCAGAUGGCCACGGUGUGACGGAAACGCGACGCUGAGGAGACAUGACACAAAUGAGCGCCAAAGCCUCUCUUAAUUAGCUGUCUAGAGCAAGGAGUGCAGCGAGGGAGGAACACGAGACGAUGGCAGGCCCACUAAGCACGUCCAUUAGAGGCCUUGAUCUGACUAAUCACCCUGUGGACAUAAUAGUGUUGUGAUUGUUAGCCUUUUAGCCUCAAUUAGCCUGUUAGCCUAGUCGGUUAACCUAGCUUAGCCUUUUAGCUUUGUAAUUUUUUGUUUUUGUGGUUUGGACUUGAACUCUGGAAAGAUUUUUGAACUCCUAUUAGGUUGAGAUCAUUGUGUGUGUGAUGUUGAGGAACUAAACGUUCAAUGAGAUUAGUGUGGCAGCUUUUGGUUGGCCAGCAUGUGGUUUGACUCAGCAGUCAGCCUCUAUGGUCUUCUUAGUGCUUCAUUGAUAUGGUCCUUGAGCUUUGAAUUUGCAUAGAGAGCAAAAAAAAACUUAUUAUGAUUUCACCAUAGGAAUAUUUGUGUGAAACCAUUUCCCUGAAGGUUGGGUCAUCACCAUGGUUCCAACCAGAGCAUAUGAGCGGAGUGGAGCGGUGAGAAUCUCAGCUCCUCGCUCACGGAGCUGUUCACCCCUCCGCUCCCCCCGCUCAAAGCCACAUCAGGCCAGUCCGCUCAUUAUCGCUCAACGCAGUUUGCAUCGCGCUCCACUCAAAUCGCCCCCCCGCUCGCUCCAAAAAAGGAAAAAAAUGAGAUGUUUAUCAGUAUAGUAUAUUCCAUACCGAAUUGACACGUUGUUUGCCAAUGUUUCUGCAAAAGCAGCGAUGCCCAUUGGAAGUGCAGCGUGAGUGUCAUCGGUGAGCAGGGAUUUGAUUUCUGUGACAGCAGGGAGGAUCAUCCCCAGGUUUCCCAGCUCCUUCUGCAUUUUGUCUGUGAGGUCUGCCAGUGGUGUCAGUACACUGACAAGGUGCGUCAGCUGCUGUACUUGAUUCAGGGUGAUGUUAGCAACAUUAGACUUGAGUUUGUUUUGCCAUAACGGGUCUUUUUGGAACAACCGGAUGAACGACUGAAUCAUCCGCAGCUUGCUGCUCCAUCGAGUGGCGCAGGCAUUUGUGGGGCGGACACCUAAUUGGUCGGUUUCCUCUGUGUUCAGGGUGCUCUUGCAUACACUUUUCACCAGGUGCCCGACUUUCACUAUCAGCCUAUUAAUGUUGUCGUGCUCGUUAACGGCGUCUUUGAUCGCCAGCUGAAUCAUGUGAAUGGGGCACCUCAGAUGUAAAUUUGACACAGUAAAGUAUUGAUUUAUCAUAGUUUCCUACAUUAGUGGUUAUCACUUCCACAUGGACUUGCGACGGCGCAGGUGGUGCCUCAUCCUCCUCUUCAUGUUCUGCGCUGCUGCAGGCAUCCGCGGUCACUUCACUCUCCGCCUCCUCUUCAGUGCCAGGGAGGAGUUUAAACGCCUUGAUCAUGUUGCUGGCACUGUCAGUGACGACCCAAAUCACAUGUCGUUGCACGUUCCAAUAUUUCAGUACACUUUCAUACUUUUGGUAAAUAUAUCUGCGGUAUGGUGCCCUGUAUGUGCUCACAGCCCAACAAAACCGUGUGCCCCCGGAACGUCCCAUCAAUGAAACUGGCCACGAUGCCAAGGAAGCGGUGCCCUCUUCUACUGGUCCAAAUGUCCACUGACAGAACGAGCCCAUCACCAUUUUUUAGUAGGUCUUCCAUCUCUUCCAGGGCAUGUGGCAUGAGCGUGUCCCGUACGGUGUUGUAGCAUGGGGGGGUGUAGCCCGGUUGAGCUGCGCUGGCAAAGUGUUGCAUCCCUUUGCGUUCUCCUUUACUCAGCGGUUCAUAAUCAUGGUAAAUCAUUUUUUAAAAUGCUACAUCCAACUCUCUUUUUUUCUCCCUUGUUAUGGUUGGGCCUUUGUGUGCAUUGAAGAAACUUUUGAAUUCCUCAACCGUUUUCUCUUGUUGCUGCUGCUGCUCCUCUCGCUCUAUAAAAUACAAAUCCAUGGACGACACAAAUUAAAUUAAACGAACGAUAUAUUAGGCCUACUUUGAAUAACAAAACGAAUUUAUUUGAAUAUUAGGCUAUAUUUACCUUUUGCUUUCUUCCCAGCGUGUUCACGUAGCACACUUUCGUGUUUUCGAGAGAUGUCUUUUUAGAUUCCAAAAUGAAUCUUUACUGACUGAAACGAUGUCACCACAUUCUUUUUCUUGUAGCACAUUAUCAUUGUUAGUUCGUUUUAUAUUAAUAGUACACCUGUAUGACUUCUCAUUUUCCUUUUUGUAGUACUUGGUGAACUCCAUUAUUGAGCCGAGUUUUGACUGUUGAUGACUGUGCAAGACACAGAUGGAUUCUGGGUCAGGCUUGAGCAUGCUUCAGACUCGUGGUGUGAGCGAGCGAAAUUGGAGCGGGACAUAGGGCGACGCUCCGUCCUUUUAAAAAUGCAGCUCUGCGCUCUGUCCAAAAUCCGCCCGCUCGCUCCCGCUCCACUCCGCUCACAUGCUCUGGUUCCAACCAUUUCAACUGCCAUUCAUAUCCCUUCCGACUGAAUGCACACCAACCUUGAGUUGUCUCUUCACCAUCCCCUCCACAGUGGAAGACAAUGAAUAACUCUCCUCAGAAUGACAGCUUUCCUCACAGGAUUAAAUGCAUCUUCCAUACACUGCUCCAGAGUUCACUUGAGCAGGAAGCACUUCCAGCAGCAAUUGUAUCACAUCUCUGACCCAUUUAAAAAAUAUAUAUUUUUGUUUAUUUUUGUGUCUUCAAAAAAGGUUUCUUGCUUUCAAAGGUUGAAUUGACCAGGGACAAGUCAUCAGAGUUGUUUGACAGCACUUUGGUCUCUUUGAGAAAGGUCAACACUAUCCACCAUCACAUCCCCUGCAUUUUGCACUAACACACAAGGACGGCUUGUGGUUUGGCCGCUUCACAAACGGGAACCUGCAUUUUGGAGUGUGGAACACAGUAGAGUGUAGAGAUGGGCAUUUUACAUUAUUUUACUAUUCAAAUAAUGACAUUUCUUCUGAUAAAAUUAAUUGGUUGAGAGUCAAUAGCAAUCAGAAUGACGCAAAUGCACAUGGUAGAGAUUAACAGCAGACAUGCUGCUUUUCAGCUUUUUCUCUAGUAGCAACAGCAAAAGAGAAGUCUGAUUUUUGCCAUGAUAGAAUUGAUUGUUACAAAAAAUAUAUUUUCUGGUGACGUUUUGCAUUGAUCGGUGUCAGGUAUUGUGGAGACUUUGUUAGAUGAGCAUUACAUUUUACAUUUUAGUCAUUUAGCAGACGCUCUUAUCCAGAGCAACUUAGUGAGUGCAUACAUUUUUCAUACUGCAUCUGUAAUUACUAUUUAAAGUGGGGGGAAAUAGCAUACCGAUGUCAAGGCAGCCUGGAGGGCUCAAUGUGCAGCAGUAGCUCAACGCACCGUUAUAAAAACUACAUUCAAAAGUUGGUUUUAUUAAAUUAAGUGUUUCAAAUGUCACGGUAUGUCCUUGUAGGUACAAAUGUCACAUUAAUAAUUUAAUUGAAAGCUUUUUCAUUGUUAAAAUAGGCCUAAAAAAAUCUAAAAUUAACUCACUCAGGUGAUUGAACACUAACGUCCGUUCUGCUAUCUAAAUAUUUGGUUAACCUUGCCCAUCCCUAGUAGAGUGCAUCUGCUCCGAGAGGAGCCUAGGUAGUGUAUAAAUAGAUCUUACGUAAUCCAGUUUGAUAUGACAUUAUGUAAUUACAGAGAGAGCUGCUAGACCCAGGUUCAAAUAAGAGCCGUUCUUGACCAAUCUGUCUGUAUCGCAGCCGAGGAGGCGUUGGAUAUUGAUAUUAACGAGUGAUGGCAGUGCUUAUCACAUCGAUUUAAAGCAGAGCUCGGCUAUGGUGUCAUUUGAGCGGUAGGGUGCAGUGACAGAUGGGGAGUGGGACGGGAGGCUUGUCUAGGCCUUUAUGAUGACUAGGUCUAGGCCUUUAUGAUGACUAGGUCUAGGCCUUUAUGAUGACUAGGUCUAGGCCUUUAUGAUGACUAGGUCUAGGCCUUUAUGAUGACUAGGUCUAGGCCUUUAUGAUGACUAGGUCUAGGCCUUUAUGAUGACUAGGCCUUUAUGAUGUCUAGGCCUUUAUGAUGACUAGGUCUAGGCCUUUAUGAUGUCUAGGCCUUUAUGAUGACUAGGUCUAGGCCUUUAUGAUGUCUAGGCCUUUAUGAUGACUAGGUCUAGGCCUUUAUGAUGUCUAGGCCUUUAUGAUGACUAGGUCUAGGCCUUUAUGAUGACUAGGCCUUUAUGAUGUCUAGGCCUUUAUGAUGACUAGGUCUAGGCCUUUAUCAUGUCUAGGCCUUUAUGAUGACUAGGUCUAGGCCUUUAUGAUGUCUAGGCCUUUAUGAUGACUAGGUCUAGGCCUUUAUGAUGACUAGGCCUUUAUGAUGUCUAGGCCUUUAUGAAGACUAGGUCUAGGCCUUUAUGAUGACUAGGCCUUUAUGAUGACUAGGUCUAGGCCUUUAUGAUGUCUAGGCCUUUAUGAUGACUAGGUCUAGGCCUUUAUGAUGACUAGGUCUUUAUGAUGUCUAGGCCUUUAUGAUGACUAGGUCUAGGCCUUUAUGAUGACUAGGUCUAGGCCUUUAUGAUGACUAGGCCUUUAUGAUGACUAGUAGGACUGGGAAUUGCCAGGGACCUCACAAUAUGAUAUUAUCAUGAUACUUACAGUGCAUUCGGAAAGUAUUCAGACCCCUUCCCUUGUUCCACAUUUUGUUACGUUACAGCGUGAAUCUAAAAUGGAUGAAAUAAAUAUGAAUCCUCAUCAAUCUACACACAAUACCCCAUUAAUGACAAUGCGAAAACAGGUUUUUUGAAAUGUUUGCAAAUGUAUUACAAAUAAAAAACAGACGCCUUAUAUACAUAAGUAUUCAGACCCUUUGCAAUGAGACUCGAAAUUGAGCUCAGGUGCAUCCUGUUUCCAUUGAUCGUCCUUGAUGUUCCUACAACUUGACUGGAGUCCAGCUGUGGUAAAUUCAAUUGUUUGGACAUGAUUUGGAAAGGCGCACACACCUGUCUAUAUAAGGUCCCACAGUUGACAGUGCAUAUCAGGGCAAAAACCAAGCCAUGAGUUCGAAGGAAUUGUCCGUAGAGCUCCAAGACAGGAUUGUGUCGGUACAGAUCUGGGGGAAGGGUACCAAACUAUUUCUGCAGCAUUGAAGGUCCCCAAGAACCCAGUGGCCUCCAUCAUUCUUAAAUGGAAGAAGUUUGGAACCACCAAGACUCUUCCUAGAGCUGGCCGCCUGGCCAAACUGAGCAAUCGGGGGAGAAGGGCCUUGGUCAGGGAGGUGACCAAGAACCCGAUGGUCACACUGACAGAGCUCCAGUGUUCCUCUGUGGAGAUGGGUGAACCUGCCAAAAGGACAACCAUCUCUGCAGCACUCCACCAAUCAGAACUUUAUGGUAGAGUGUCCAGAUGGAAGCCAACUCCUCAGUAAAAGGCACCUGACCACCUGCUUGGAGUUUGCCAAAAGGCACCUAAAGGACUCUCAGACCAUGAGAAACAAGAUUCUCUGGUCUGAUGAAACCAAGAUUGAACUCUUUGGCCUGAAUGCCAAGCGUCACGUCUGUAGGAAACCUGGCACCAUCUCUACGGUGAAGCAUGGUGUUGGCAGCAUCAUGCUGUGAGGAUGUUUUUCAGUGGCAGGGACUGGGCGACUAGUCAGGAUCAAGGGAAAGAUUAACAGAGCAAAGUACAGAGAUCCUUGAUGAAAACCUGCUCCAGAGCGCUCAGGACCUCCGAAUGUGGUGAAGGUUCACCUUCCAACAGGACAAUGACCAUAAGCACACAGCCAAGACAACAUAGGAGUGGCCUUCGGGACAAGUCUCUGAAUGUCCUUGAGUGGCCCAGCCAGAGCCCGGACUUUAACCUCAUCGAACAUCUCUGGGGAGACCUGAAAAUAGCUGUGCGGCGACGCUCCCCAUCCAAGCUUGAGAGGAUCUGCAGAGAAGAAUGGGAGAAACUCCCCAAAUACAGGCGUGCCAAGCUUGUAGCGUCAUACCCAAAAAGACUUGAGGCUGUAAUCACUGCCAAAGGUGCUUCAACAAAGUACUGAGUAAAGGGUCUGAAUACUUUUAUGUAAAUGUAAUAUUUCAGUUUUAUAAUUUUUUUAUAAAUUUGCAAAAAUGUCUAAACUGUUUUUGCUUUGUCAUUAUGGGGUAUUGUGUGUAGAUUGACAAAUUUUUUUUGAAUCCUUUUUAGAAUAAGGCUGUAAGGUAACAAAGUGAAAUACUUUCCGAAUGCGCUGUAGGUGCCGAUACGAUGUAUUGCGAUUCGAUACUGUGAUUUUAUUGUGAUUUGAUGUUCCAAACAUUGCUCACCAUAUGUAUGCUGCAGAGGGACAAGAGAGAGACAUGAGAAAAAUAGUUUUGAUCAGUCAUCAAAAUAAAGUGCUGAAAACAAAUUGUAGAACAAGCUGUGAAUGAAAAAAAACAGACGUUUCUGUGCAGGUACAGCCAACUAGCGUAAAAAGAAUACUGUCAAAACGAUAUGAUAUAUCAAAAUAAUAUCCCGACAUGUAACUAUCAAUUUUCCCCCAAAACCCUAAUGAUUAGGUGUAGGCCUCUAUGAUAUAAUGUCUAGGCCUAUAUGAUGAAGUGUACAAUGCCUUCAGAAAGUAUUCAUACCCCUUGACUUAUUCCACAUUUUGUUGUUACAGCCUGAAUUCAAAAUGAAUUACUUUUUUUUUUUUUUACCCAUCUACACACAAUAUCCCGUAAUGACAAAGUGAAAACAUGUUUUUAGAAAUUUUUGCAAAAUAAUUAAAUACAGAAAUAUCACAUUUACAUAAGUAUUCACACCGUUUAGUCAAUACCUUUUGGCAGUUGCAAGUCUUUCUGGGUUAGUCUCUAAGAAAUCUGCACACCUGUAUUGUACAGUCUUUCCACAUUAUUCAAGCUCUGUCAAGUUGGUUGUUGAUCAUUGCUAGACAGACAUUUUCAAGUAUUGCCAUAUAUUUUCAAACUUGUCUAUGUUGUCUAGGGAAGCAACUCCAGUGUAUAUUUGGGCUUGUGUUUUAGGUUAUUAUCAUGCUGAAAGGUGAAUAUGUCUCCCAGUGUCUGCUUAGCUCUAUUCUGCUUCUUUUUAUCCCCAAAAAAAGUCCCUAGGCCUUGCCGAUGACCAGCAUACCCAUAACAUGAUGCAGCCACAACCAUGCUUGAAAAUAUGAAGUGGUUCUCAGUGACGUGUUGUAUUUGCUCCAAACAUAACGCUUUGUAUUCAGGACAUACAUUUCAUUUCUUUGCCAAAUAUUUGCAGUUUUACUUUAGUGCCUUAUUGCAAACAGGAUGCAUGUUUUUGGAAUUCUGUACAGGCUUCUUUCUUUUCACAUUUGCAAUAUGUGGAUAGUGACGUCCUAGCAGUGAAUACUAUGCAGUUCUUUGAUCCAUACAGAUCCAGUGUUUAUCACUGCUUUUGAAUGCACAGAACAAUGUAACAAUAUAACUAUCAACUAAGUGAAAGGAAUUAUUACAUGGCUGGAGGUUGUGUUCACAUACCUAGUUUAUACCUAGCUCUAGGAGUGAGCAACUCCUAUACACGUCAGUCCAUGGUAAUUCGGCUACCUGGGUCAAACACUGAAACCUCACUGCGACUUCAACUCCCUUCCUGAUCUUGCAAUUUUAUUUGUAUUGUAUCUACAGAAAUACAAUGCAUAUCUAUGAAGUACAAUAUAUUUACAGAAAUCAAAAAUAUCAACAGAAACACAAUACUGGUCAUAAUUUAACUAAACUGAACUAAAUAUAUCCUACAGUCAAUGUGGACUGCCAUCCAGUUGCAUGAAUUCACAGAGGAGAGGCACAUUGACUUUUGACCUGUCCUCAAGCUGGGACCACGGCCACGACUCUCCCAGCAUGGGAAAGCCUGAACAUGCUUGAAAACUCGGCAUAAUCCAGCCGCUGUUAUCCCCUUUAAUUUUAGUAUUUUUUGAGAGUGGGAGAAAGUAAAGUCAAAACAUGACUAACGAUUUGUUUGCCGAACCUGUAGCUCAGCUGGUAGAGCACGGCGCUUGUAACGCCAAGGUAGUGGGUUCGAUCCCCGGGACCACCCAUACACAAACAUGUAUGCACGCAUGACUGUAAGUCGCUUUGGAUAAAAGCGUCUGCUAAAUGGCAUAUUAUUAUAUUAUUUAUAAAAAGUAAACUGUGACAAAUAUCUUAGUUAGGACUUAAAGGGACUUCCAGUCGGUGGGCCUACAUCAAAUGUAUUGUGUUUUGUCUGUAAUUGAUAUAUUGAAUAUGAAUUCAGUAGCAAGAAACUGAAUGUAUUGUAAUGUUUUGGUAGGCGAUCUCUAAAACCAAUCCUCCUAUAAUUUAUACUUUCGAACAGUGGGAACAAUAACAAUCCAUGUAUGUAUGCACAGUGGGGAGAACAAGUAUUUGAUACACUGCCGAUUUUGCAGGUUUUCCUACUUACAAAGCAUGUAGAGGUCUGUAAUUUUUAUCAUAGGUACACUUCAACUGUGAGAGAUGGAAUCUAAAACAAAAAGUAAGUAAUUAAUUUGCAUUUUAUUGCAUGACAUAAGUAUUUGAUACAUCAGAAAAGCAGAGUUUAAUAUUUGGUACAGAAACCUUUGUUUGCAAUUACAGAGAUCAUACGUUUCCUGUAGGUCUUGACCAGGUUUGCAGACACUGCAGCAGGGAUUUUGGCCCACUCCUCCAUACAGACCUUCUCCAGAUCCUUCAGGUUUCGGGGCUGUCGCUGGGCAAUACGGACUUUCAGCUCCCUCCAAAGAUUUUCUAUUGGGUUCAGGUCUGGAGACUGGCUAGGCCACUCCAGGACCUUGAGAUGCUUCUUACGGAGCCACUCCUUAAUUGCCCUGGCUGUGUGUUUCGGGUCAUUGUCAUGCUGGAAGACCCAGCCACGACCCAUCUUCAAUGCUCUUACUGAGGGAAGGAGGUUGUUGGCCAAGAUCUCGCGAUACAUGGUCCCAUCCAUCCUCCCCUCAAUACGGUGCAGUCGUCCUGUCCCCUUUGCAGAAAAGCAUCCCCAAAGAAUGAUGUUUCCACCUCCAUGCUUCACGGUUGGGAUGGUGUUCUUGGGGUUGUACUCAUCCUUCUUCUUCCUCCAAACACGGCGAGUGGAGUUUAGACCAAAAAGCCAUAUUUUUGUCUCAUCAGACCACAUGACCUUCUCCCAUUCCUCCUCUGGAUCAUCCAGAUGGUCAUUGGCAAACUUCAGACGGGCCUGGACAUGCGCUGGCUUGAGCAGGGGGAACUUGCCUGCGCUGCAUGAUUUUAAUCCAUGACGGCGUAGUGUGUUACUAAUGGUUUUCUUUGAGAUUGUGGUCCCAGCUCUCUUCAGGUCAUUGACCAGGUCCUGCCGUGUAGUUCUGGGCUGAUCCCUCACCUUCCUCAUGAUCAUUGAUGCCCCACGAGGUGAGAUCUUGCAUGGAGCCCCAGACCGAGGGUGAUUGACCGUCAUCUUGAACUUCUUCCAUUUUCUAAUAAUUGCGCCAACAGUUGUUGCCUUCUCACCAAGCUGCUUGCCUGUUGUCCUGUAGCCCAUCCCAGCCUUGUGCAGGUCUACAAUUUUAUCCCUGAUGUCCGUGCACAGCUCUCUGGUCUUGGCCAUUGUGGAGAGGUUGGAGUCUGUUUGAUUGAGUGUGUGGACAGGUGUCUUUUAUACAGGUAACGAGUUCAAACAGGUGCAGUUAAUACAGGUAAUGAGUGGAGAACAGGAGGGCUUCUUAAAGAAAAACUAACAGGUCUGUGAGAGCUGGAAUUCUGACUGGUUGGUAGGUGAUCAAAUACUUAUGUCAUGCAAUAAAAUGCAAUUUAAUUACUUAAAAAUCAUACAAUGUGAUUUUCUGGAUUGUUGUUUUAGAUUCCGUCUCUCACAGUUGAAGUGUACCUAUGAUAAAAAUUACAGACCUCUACAUGCUUUGUAAGUAGGAAAACCUGCAAAAUCGGCAGUGUAUCAAAUACUUGUUCUCCCCACUGUAGGUUAAUAUUGUGGAGUAACUACAAUGUGUUUGAUCCAUCCUCAGUUUUCUCCUAUCGCAGCCAUUCAACUCUGUAACUGUUUUAAAGUCACCAUUGGCUUCAUGGUGAAAUCCCUGUGCGGUUUCCUUCCUCUCCGGCAACUGAGUUAGGAAGGACGCCUGUAUCUUUGCAGUGACGGUGUAUUAAUACACCAUCCAAAGUGUAAUUCAUAACUUCUACAUGCUCAAAGGGAUUCUCAAUGUCUGCUUUUUAUUUUAUUUUUACCCAUCAUUUUACCCAAUAGGUGCCCUUCUUUGCGAGGCAUUGGAAAACCUCCCUGGUCUGUGUGGUUGAAUCUUUGUUUGAAAUUCACUGCUCGACUGAGGGGACCUUACAAAUAGUUGUAUGUGUGGAGUACAUAGAUGAGGUAGUCAUUCAAAAAUCAUGUUAAACACAAUUAUUGCACACUGAGUCCAUGCAACUUAUUAUGUGACUUGUCAAAAAUGUCUUACUCCUGAACAUAUUUAGGUAUUCCAUAAAGGGGUUGAAUACUUCUUGACUCAAGACAUGUACAUUUUUUAUUUAAUUUGUAAAUUGUUCUAAACUUAUUUCCACUUUGACAUUAUGGGCUAUAGUGUGUAGAUCAGUGACACAAAAUAUCAAUUUAAUCCAUUUUAAAUUCCGGCUGUAACACAACAAAAUGUGGAAAAGGGGUGUGAAUACUUUCUGAAGGCACUGUAUAUUUCUGCGUAUCAUAGUCCGGGUCAUGGACUAUACAUGUGAAGAUGGCCCAUUUUCUUCUGUAAGAUGAAUUAUGUAGAGACAGUAGGUAUACUGUAGUUCAUCAUACUGUAGUAUACAGGAUAUGUCCAUUUAUAGUUACUUGGCUAGCUCCUCAGAAAGGACCACUGCCCCACUUUCUGUCCAGCCCUACUCUCUACUGUACACAUUCACUAUCUAGGUUGCUCACGUGUUAUGGAAUAGUUCAACGUUGUACAUUCGUAAACAGAUGUAUACAUUCUGUGCAGUUAUAGCAACAGAAUGCUAGAACUGGUCUCAAAUCCCCCCUAGGAUACUACAUAAUGUACACACACACACACAGUUUUUAUUUUUUUAAAGAGCUCAGAAUUCCAACCCCCCUUUUACAUAUUUGUAUUGUUAUUGACAGGCUCUAACCCUCGUCGCCAGGAAGCAUUACUGUAUGUGGUCGGAAGCUUAGACUGCAACUCCUGCAGACCAGACUCCGGCACCCCCACUCAUUUGUUAGUUAAUCUAUAAUAUAAGAAAGUAAACUUCCUUGUCUGUAGCCGUGGUUAACCAUGUUGACUUACGACACUCCUGCAUAUUGAUUGGUGCCAUAAUGUGUCAUGCCAGACAUGCAGUCUGUCUAUUUUUAAAAGCAGGUGUGUGUCUCGCUGGGCAAUAAUUCAGCGGUGGGAGCGCUCCCUUUCGAAUUGCACCACCCAUUGUCAUGAAAACUCUGCUCUCUCCUCUCAUCCGGCUCGCCUUAGAGAAUCUCUCAUUUGUCUUCGUUGACUCUAUAAUGCACAUACCAUUUCAUCAAUCCUAUGGCGAUCUAUAGUGCUAAUGUGAUUCCACUUGCUGCUGUGAUGGCUGGCCCUGGCAGGUUUUCACUCAGCAGCCAGUGAGGCUUGUCUUGGCACGUCUGGUUGGUGUAGAGUAGACUGGCUUUUAGCUCUCCUGGCUAGCCUCUCACUGCCUGCCCUGAUGAAAGCAGGCCCAGUGUACUGCACUAAUGGAUAGGAGGCUCUCCUCACGCGCCCUCUCCCCCCCUCUCUCUCUUUCUGCCACUCUUGUGCCCCCUCAACCUGCAUGCCUCCGCUGAAGGGAAGACUAGAGUCCACAAAUCAAGGGGAAUCACUUAAUAGUCAGGAGGUGCCCAUUUCAGUUGCUAUGUCACUAGUUUAAUAAUUGACCACACAUGAUUCCCAGAACUCUUCUCCUUGUCUGUCUCCCUGUCUGUUGUCUGUUUAGUGACUCCCCAUGCAUCACGUUGACCUUGACACAACCAGAUGAACAACACUGUUCCUAUAAACGAGUUCCACUGGCCAGUGUGUUGUCAACUAGGCAUGUCAGGACAUGUUCUCUCCCUGCAGCAUGUGUAGACAGCGUUGGGCCAAUGUUGACUCAUUCUCAGUCCCUACAGUAGCCCCUCCUUUUUGUAUUUUUUUAGGGGGUAGAUCAGCUUUAAUAUUGCAGAUUGUGGGUUCUAUCAAUGUAAUUGUCUGCAUCAUUUCCAAUCCCCCAUGUAUUUUCCUUCUUUAUUAUUUAGCCCUAACCCUACCACCCCUCCCCUAAUUGAAGUGAACUAAUGGACAACAAAUCUUAGGCUUCUACUUCCAGCUUAUACAUACUAUAUACAUUUAACAGACGCGGUGCAUUUUAUAUUAGUUAUCCAGCCCCUCUUCCUUUCCGCCUCCUUCCACUUUUGGUGUCUGAGAGGGAAGCUAUUGUGUUAGCUUUCAGUAGUCUGAGCAGUGAGCUCUAAGCAUCUGCCCUUCCUUCUUCUUUUCCUCGUCUCUCCCCAGUUGCCUAGCAGCGAUGGGAGAGUUUGACAGUGUUGACAUUGCCUGCACGGGGGGCAGUUCCUGGAAACACUCAGACAUUAAGUGACUGUCUCUUUCUCUCCUCUCCUCCACUCUCAGCCGGGGUGGAAGAAAGGCAGUUAGAAUCAUAGUUGAGAAGGCCCAAAAUAAACCCCUUUCUCCGAAAUAGAAAAGAGAGAGGAGAUGACAGCGAAGGGAAAGUGUUCUUUUGAUACGACUGCUUUUAUCACGGGGCAAAAAGCAACAUGACGCUCGCUGCAGGAGUAGCUGUUUAGAGAUGUAUUUGUUCUCUGUCUGAGAGCAUCCAGAAGGGAAGUGAUAGUUACUGACAAGGGGCGUUUAGGCAAAGAGCUGUUGUCAUACUGCCUUUUUGGCCAAUGCGUAAUGAAACCGCAAAUAAAUGCAUGUCUUGGACAUGGGGACAGAUCAUGUAGACACGCUCAUUACUGAGCUAUCUUCAUUCACACGUUGUGAAUCUCAUCAGUUUUCCUUUUGUCUGUGAAAUGACAUACAUUAGCCAUCCUGCAUUGUAAAUAUAUUAUAAAAACACCAGUUGCAGAGAUGGAAGAGCAUCAAAUUCUGGGAUCCAUCUCAGGAAAUGUUUUUUUAACCAUGUCUCCUCUCUCUCGCUCUCAGCUCUGUGCGGGACAAGAUGACCACAGCCAGGUAUCGGCCCACCUGGGACCUGACCCUGGACCCCCUGGUCUCCUGCAAACUGUGCCUUGGAGAGUUUCCCCUGGAGCAGAUGACCACCAUCACUCAGUGUCGAUGUGUCUUCUGUACACUGGUGAGUGCCCUGUCAUCGUCUGUUCCCCAUCUUGUCAAUAUGUCCUCUGUGUGCACCAUAGUGACUGUGGCUAACUGGAAUAGGCAGGUACAGUUAGGGAAAAAAGUAUUUGAUCCCCUGCUGAUUUUGUGUGUUUGCCCACUGACAAAGACAUGAUCAGUCUAUAAUUUUAAUGGUAGAUUUAUUUGAACAGUGAGAGACAGAAUAACAACAAAGAAAUCCUGAAAAACGCAUGUCAAAAUGUUAUAAAUUGAUUUGCAUUUUAAUGAGGGAAAUAAGUAUUUGACCCCUCUGCAAAACAUGACUUAGUACUUUGUGGCAAAACCCUUGUUGGCAAUCACAGAGGUCAGAUGUUUCUUGUAGUUGGCCACCAGGUUUGCACACAUCUCAGGAGGGAUUUUGUCCCACUCCUCUUUGCAGAUCUUCUCCAAGUCAUUAAGGUUUUGAGGCUGACGUUUGGCAAAUCGAACCUUCAGCUCCCUCCACAGAUUUUCUAUGGGAUUAAGGUCUGGAGACUGGCUAGGCCACUCCAGGACCUUAAUGUGCUUCUUCUUGAGCCACUCCUUUGUUGCCUUGGCUGUGUGUUUUGGGUCCUUGUCAUGCUGGAAUACCCAUCCACGACCCAUUUUCAAUGCCCUGGCUGAGGGAAGGAGGUUCUCACCCAAGAUUUGACGGUACAUGGCCCCGUCCAUCGUCCCUUUUGAUGUGGUGAAGUUGUCCUGUCCCCUUAGCAGAAACCCCCCCCCCCCCCCCCCCCCCCCCCCCCCAAAGCAUAAUGUUUCCACCUCCAUGUUUGACUGUGGGGAUGGUGUUCUUGGGGUCAUAGGCAGCAUUCCUCCUCCUCCAAACACGGCGAGUUGAGUUGAUGCCAAAGAGCUCAAUUUUGGUCUCAUCUGACCACAAAACUUUCACCCAGUUCUCCUCUGAAUCAUUCAGAUGUUCAUUGGCAAACUUCAGACUGGCCUUUAUAUGUGCUUUCUUGAGCAGGGGGACCUUGCGGGCGCUGCAGGAUUUCAGUCCUUCAUGGCGUAGUGUGUUACCAAUUGUUUUCUUGGUGACUAUGGUCCUAGCUGCCUUGAGAGAUUGACAGUUAUUUUGUGUUUGUUCCAUUUGCGAAUAAUCGCACCAACUGUUGUCACCUUCUCACCAAGCUGCUUGGCGAUGGUCUUGUAGCCCAUUCCAGCCUUGUGUAGGUCUACAAUCUUGUCCAUGACAUCCUUGGAGAGCUCUUUGGUCUUGGCCAUGGUGGAGAGUUUGGAAUCUGACUGAUUGAUUGCUUCUGUGGACAGGUGUCUUUUUAUACAAGUAACAAGCUGAGAUUAGGAGCACUCCCUUUAAGAGUGUGCUCCUAAUCUCAACUCGUUACUUGUAUAAAAGACACCUGGGAGCCAGAAAUCUUUCUGAUUGAGAGGGGGUCAAAUACUUAUUUCCCUCAUUAAAAUGCAAAUCAAUUUAUAACAUUUUGACAUGCGUUUUUCAGGAUUUGUUUGUUGUUAUUCUGUCUCUCACUGUUCAAAUAAACCUACCAUUAAAAUUAUAGACUGAUUAUUUCUUUGUCAGUGGGCAAAAUCAGCAGGGGAUCAAAUACUUUUUUCCCUCACUGUGUGUAUGUUAUAGUACCAGUCAAAAGUCUGGACACACCUACUCAUUCAAGGGUUUUUCUUUAUUUUUACUAUUUUCUACAUUGUAGAAACACACAUGGAAUCAUGUAGUGACCAAAAAAGUGUUAAACAAAUCAAAAUAUAUUUUAGAUUCUUCAAAGAAGCCACCCUUUGCCUUGAUGACGCUUUGCACACUCUUGGCAUUCUCUCAACCAGCUUCAUGAGGAAUGCUUUUCCAACAGUCUUGAAGGAGUUGCCACAUAUGCUGAGCACUUGUUGGCUGCUUUUCCUUCACUCUGCGGUCCGACUCAUCCCAAACCAUCUCAGUUGGGUUGAGGUCGGGUGAUUGUGGAGGCUAGGUCAUCUGAUGCAGCACUCCAUCACUCUCCUUCUUGGUAAAAUAGCCCUUACACAGCUUGGAGGUGUGUAUUGGGACAUUGUCCUGUUGAAAAGCAAAUGAUAGUCCCACUAAGCGCAAACCAGAUGGGAUGGCGUAUUGCUGCAGAAUGCUGUGGUAGCGAUGUUGGUUAAGUGUGCCUUGAAUUCUAAAUAAAUCACUGAUAGUGUCACCAGCAAAGCACCCCCACACCAUCACACCACCUCCUCCAUGCUUCACGGUGGGAACCACACAUGCAGAGAUCAUCCGUUCACAUACUCUGCAUCUCACAAAGACACGGUGGUUGCAUCCAAAAAUCUCAAAUUUGGAUUGAUCAGACCAAAGGACAGAUUUCCACCGGUCUAAUGUCCAUUGCUUGUGUUUCUUGGCCCAAGCAAGUCUCUUCUAGUGGUUUCUUUGCAGCAAUUCGACCCUGUGGGCUAUCUUCUGUAUACCCCCCUACCUUGUCACAACACAACUGAUUGGCUCAAACGCAUUAAGAAGGAAAUAAAUUCCACAAAUUAUCUUUUAACAAGGCACACCUGUUAAUUGAAAUGCAUUCCAGGUGACUAUUUUUUUUAACCUUUAUUUAACUAGGCAAGUCAGUUAAGAACAAAUUCUUAUUUACAAUGACGGCCUACACCGGCCAAACCUGGACGACGCUGGGCCAAUUGUCAUAGUUGUAAUGUCUUCACUAUUAUUCUACAAUGUAGAAAAUAGUAAAAAUAAAGAAAAACAGUUGAAUGAGUAGGUGUGUCCCAACUUUUGACUGGUACUGUGUGUGUGUGUGUAUAUAUGUGUGUAUAUGUGUGUGUAUAUAUGUGUGUAUGUACAGUGGGGAGAACAAGUAUUUGAUACACUGCCGAUUUUGCAGGUUUUCCUACUUACAAAGCAUGUAGAGGUCUGUAAUUUUUAUCAUAGGUACACUUCAACUGUGAGAGACAGAAUCUAAAAAUUCUGAAAAUCACAUUGUAUGAUUUUAAAGUAAUUAAUUUGCAUUUUAUUGCAUGACAUAAGUCCCUCUAUCACUGUCUCAUUCAUUGAAAAUACUUCCAUUUGGGAUGUUAUGUGGUUAGCAUGCUUCUCUUCAGCUAACCAGACACGCUCAAUAAACCAGUAAUAGAUAGCAGAAUGAAUAGUUAAUGCCAAAAGCAGAGAACUUCUACUACGGGGUUCAGAGGGGGAGAAGCACAUUUGGAAUUGGUUGUCUCACCAAACAGUAUGCCAGGGAUGGGGAAACUCCAGUCCUCGGGGGGCCUGAUUGGUGUUGCACUUUUGCCCCGAGGACUGGAGUUGCCCAUCCCUGCAGUGUGCCUGCACAUUUUCUGAUUGACUGCAUGGCCAAAGAAUGAGGUCAAUGUUAUACUCUUGGUUUUUAUUUCAGUGCCUGAAGCAGUAUGUGGAACUCCUGAUCAAAGAGGGCCUUGAAACUGCUAUUAGCUGUCCAGACUCUGCCUGUCCAAAACGAGGACACUUACUGGAAAAUGAGGUAUUAUUUACAAAAAUAUAUAUUUUAAUUGUUUAUCAUUUGUUUCAGGGACACAUGUAAUUCAGAAUUGAUGUAUUGAAGGGACCAGAGCCAAAUGUAUUGUACCAUGACACUUAAGCUUGUACUUUUCAGUGUACAGUUGCUUCAUUUUAAGAAUAUGAUAUUACAUUAACACACAAACACACACCAGAAUUCAUGUGAGUGAAUUCAUGAUCACAAAGUUGUGGGAAGUUGAUCAUUCCAUUUGAUUUUAGUGGACUUGUUGCUUGCGGUUAACAGCAAAACAGAAGAAAUGCAGAAUUGACAGAAAUGUUUUAAGUUAAAUGUGUUCAUAUCGAGAAGACAAAAGGCAGGUUACACAGACAUAACACAACUCAGUCAUGUGAUGGAUGAUUGGGAAACAAACUAGACUGAGUACCAGUCUGUUUGUGCUAUAAUAAGAAUAAUAAUAAUAAUAAUAUGCCAUUUUUAGCAGACGCUUUUAUCCAAAGCGACUUACAGUCGUGGGUGCAUACAUUUUUUGUGUAUGGGUGGUCCCGGGGAUCGAACCCACUACCUUGGCGUUACAAGCGCCGUGCUCUACCAGCUGAGCUACAGAGGACCACAUUCCAACUCUGUAUCACUCAUUGUUAUGACACUGUUUUGACAAUGAGCAAUGGAGUUGGCAAGAACAAACCGAUCUGGGACCUGGCUAUGGGGACACUACAAACUAGGGAAACUCUGACUAUUUCAUAGUGAGGCUAAAUGCAUUGCAUGCAUAUCAUCACAAAUUCCUAUUAUUAACAGUGUUGAACAAUAUUUUUUUGAACAAAUGUUAUAACGAUAAAAUGAAACAAGAUUACGACAUGGUACUUGAAGGAGAAACAGAGGUGAAUAAUUUGGUACACUGUUUAAAUUGAGCACAUCUAAGCAAAAUCUAUACUUUGUCAUAUAUUUUACCUUUAUUUAACUAGGCAAGUCAGUUAAGAACAAAAUCUUAUUUACAAUGACGGCCUACACCGGCCAAACCCGGACAACGCUGGGCCAAUUGUGCGCCACCCUAUGGGACUCCCAAUCACGGCCGGUUGUGAUACAGCCUGGAAUCAAACCAGGGGGUCUGUAGUGACCCCUCAAGCACUGAGAUGCAGUGCCUUAGACCACUGCCCCACUUGGGAGCCCAUGACGAUAUAAACAGAUGGAUGUGUUCUAAAGUAGUAUGGCCAUACCAUCUAUUGGCUGAUUUGGUGAUCUGGAGUGCAGGUAAUUCAUAUAAGUCAUAUUCUACAAGUAUGCUGGCGGUGGCGGCAGCUGCCUCGGUGCCCAUCUCGUUCACCUCUAUAAAGGCCUUGUGCACUACAUCAGACAACUCCAGGUCGUCGUUGGGCGACAUGCCUGAGAAAUCACUCCUGGAUGAGUUGAAGGCGUCCACUAUGCCCAUGCUAGACAAAACUACAUUCAGGUCGUAGGUCUCCUCCAACUUACAUUUUGGCUGAUUUACCCCUUACCUUCAUGUACUGCAUCCUUUCUGGCCCCGUCCACGCCGCAAAGUUCUUAUGUAUGAGAUUCUUCUUCAGCUUCUCCACCCCAGUGGUGAAACUCCAGCUUUUCCAGCCCUCAUCAGGGAGCUUGAUGAGCAUGCCCUACGAUGGGAAUGAUCUGAGCAUCUUCAGAAUCUGGCACUUUGAACUGAGCUUCUCUGGUAUUGGCCUACUCAGAUUCCUCUUUCCGCUGGCUCUUGAAGUAGAUGGCAUUCACCAACAUUAUUUUUGUUAGAGUUGACAGUCCCCUCCCAACAGGUUCUUGAUUUUCCCCUAUGUUUCUCCACCUAGCUGUUUUUCAUCCUAGCAGCCUCUGCACUGGACUUGAAGUUGACAGACUCCAACUCUGCACUGUAGUACUUCUUGGUUUCACUGAGAAAUGCCUCAGCAAACUGGUAAGACUGGUCUCCGUACAGGCAUUUAGCCAGGCUCCGUGCAUAUGGGGCUCCCUCUUUGUUCAGCACAGACAAGAGUUUUCUGAACCCGUGAUGGAUGUCACCCUCAGCUUUGUGGAGGUGCAGGGCCUGUGCCCUGGCCACAAGGAACACCAUGGCCAAAGAAGAAGAGCUGCUCAGAGGAGAGAAGAAAAUGUUUCCUUUUCUGUUGCUCUCGCUGAUCCUCUUGAAAAGAUCCAGGGAAAAGCUGUUUGCCACAGACAGAGAUUACAUCCUUACUCUUGAGAGGCAGGGAUGAUUAUGGCCUAAUAGGGAAUUGCAGUUUGAUUUAUAAAGCAGAAAGUGGGAUGGGAGUUCCAGCAAAAAUGAAUGCAGCAUGCACAGGAGACAGUGUAGAGUGCAUGGCACAGAUACAAAUGUGAAAAGUAUUCAAUAAAAAUAAAGUAACAAAGCAAACAAAUAUGUAUUUUUCUUUCUUCGAUGUAUAUAUGUGUGUGUGUGUGUGUGUAUAUAUAUGUGUGUAUAUAUAUAUAUAUAUGUGUGUAUAUAUAUAUAUGUAUAUAUAUGUGUAUAUAUAUAUAUAUACAUACAUACAUACAUACAUACAUACAUACAUACAUAGUGGCACUGACGUCUGUAGCCAUGAAGUGCUUUGAAAGACUGGUCAUGGCUCACAUCAACAGCAUAAUCCCAGAAACCCUAGACCCACUCCAAUUUGCAUACCGCCCCAACAGAUCCACAGAUGAUGCAAUCUCUAUCGCACUCCACACUGCCCUUUCCCACCUGGACAAGAGGAACACCUACGUGAGAAUGCUAUUCAUUGACUACAGCUCAGCAUUCAACACCAUAGUGCCCUCAAAGCUCAUCACUAAGCUAAGGAUCCUGGGACUAAACACCUCCCUCUGCAACUGGAUCCUGGACUUCCUGACGGGCCGCCCCCAGGUGGUAAGGGUAGGUAACAACACAUCUGCCACACUGAUCCUCAACACGGGGGCCCCUCAGGGGUGCGUGCUCAGUCCCCUCCUGUACUCUCUGUUCACCCAUGACUGCAUGGCCAGGCACGACUCCAACACCAUCAUUAAGUUUGCCGACGACACAACAGUGGUAGGCCUGAUCACCGACAACGAUGAGACAGCCUAUAGGGAGGAGGUCAGAGAUCUGGCCGUGUGGUGCCAGGACAACAACCUCUCCCUCAACGUGACCAAGACAAAGGAGAUGAUUGUGGACUACAGGAAAAAAAAGAGGACUGAGCACGCCCCCAUUCUCAUCGACGGGGCUGUAGUGGAACAGGUUGAGAGCUUCAAGUUCCUUGGUGUCCACAUCACCAACGAACUAUCAUGGUCCAAACACACCAAGACAGUCGUGAAGAGGGCACGACAAAGCCUAUUCCCCCUCAGGAGACUAAAAAGAUUUGGCAUGGGUCCUCAGAUCCUCAAAAAAUUCUACAGCUGCACCAUCGAGAGCAUCCUGACUGGUUGCAUCACCGCCUGGUAUGGCAACUGCUUGGCCUCUGACCGCAAGGCACUACAGAGGGUAGUGCGUACGGCCCAGUACAUCACAGGGGCAAAGCUCCCUGCCAUCCAGGACCUCUAUACCAGGCGGUGUCAGAGGAAGGCCCUCAAAAUUGUCAAAGACUCCAGUCACCCUAGUCAUAGACUGUUCUCUCUGCUACCGCACGGCAAGCGGUACCGGAGUGCCAAGUCUAGGUCCAAAAGACUUCUCAACAGCUUCUACCCCCAAGCCAUAAGACUCCUGAACAGCUAAUCAUGGCUACCCGGACUAUUUGCACUGCCCCCCCACCCCAUACUUUUUACGCUGCUGCUACUCUGUUAAGUAUUUAUGCAUAGUCACUUUAACUCUACCCACAUGUACAUAUUACCUCAACUACCUCAACUAGCCGGUGCCCCCGCACAUUGACUAUGCAACGGUACCCCCCUGUAUAUAUAGCCUCCCUACUGUCACUUUAUUCUAUUGUAUAUAUAGCCUCCCUACUGUCACUUUAUUUUUACUUCUGCUCUUUUUUUCUCAACACUUUUUUGUUGUUUUAUUCUUACUUUUUUGUUUAAAAUAAAUGCACUGUUGGUUAAGGGCUGUAAGUAAGCAUUUCACUGUAAUGUCUGCACCUGUUGUAUUCGGCGCAUGUGACCAAUACAAUUUGAUUUGAUUUGAUUUGACAUACAUACAUACAUACAUACAUACAUACAUACAUACAGUGGGGGGAAAAAAGUAUUUAGUCAGCCACCAAUUGUGCAAGUUCUCCCACUUAAAAAGAUGAGAGAGGCCUGUAAUUUUCAUCAUAGGUACACGUCAACUAUGACAGACAAAUUGAGAAAAAAAUAUACAGAAAAUCACAUUGUAGGAUUUUUAAUGAAUUUAUUUGCAAAUUAUGGUGGAAAAUAAGUAUUUGGUCAAUAACAAAAGUUUCUCAAUACUUUGUUAUAUACCCUUUGUUGGCAAUGACACAGGUCAAACGUUUUCUGUAAGUCUUCACAAGGUUUUCACACACUGUUGCUGGUAUUUUGGCCCAUUCCUCCAUGCAGAUCUCCUCUAGAGCAGUGAUGUUUUGGGGCUGUCGCUGGGCAACACGGACUUUCAACUCCUUCCAAAGAUUUUCUAUGGGGUUGAGAUCUGGAGACUGGCUAGGCCACUCCAGGACCUUGAAAUGCUUCUUACGAAGCCACUCCUUCGUUGCCCGGGCGGUGUGUUUGGGAUCAUUGUCAUGCUGAAAGACCCAGCCACGUUUCAUCUUUAAUGCCCUUGCUGAUGGAAGGAGGUUUUCACUCAAAAUCUCACGAUACAUGGCCCCAUUCAUUCUUUCCUUUACACGGAUCAGUCGUCCUGGUCCCUUUGCAGAAAAACAGCCCCAAAGCAUGAUGUUUCCACCCCCAUGCUUCACAGUAGGUAUGGUGUUCUUUGGAUGCAACUCAGCAUUCUUUGUCCUCCAAACACGACGAGUUGAGUUUUUUACCAAAAAGUUCUAUUUUGGUUUCAUCUGACCAUAUGACAUUCUCCCAAUCCUCUUCUGGAUCAUCCAAAUGCACUCUAGCAAACAUCAGACGGGCCUGGACAUGUUCUGGCUUAAGCAGGGGGACACGUCUGGCACUGCAGGAUUUGAGUCCCUGGCGGCGUAGUGUGUUACUGAUGGUAGGCUUUGUUACUUUGGUCCCAGCUCUCUGCAGGUCAUUCACUAGGUCCCCCCGUGUGGUUCUGGGAUUUUUGCUCACCGUUCUUGUGAUCAUUUUGACCCCACGGGGUGAGAUCUUGCGUGGAGCCCCAAAUCGAGGGAGAUUAUCAGUGGUCUUGUAUGUCUUCCAUUUCCUAAUAAUUGCUCCCACAGUUGAUUUCUUCAAACCAAGCUGCUUACCUAUUGCAGAUUCAGUCUUCCCAGCCUGGUGCAGGUCUACAAUUUUGUUUCUGGUGUCCUUUGACAGCUCUUUGGUUUUGGCCAUAGUGGAGUUUGGAGUGUGACUGUUUGAGGUUGUGGACAGGUGUCUUUUAUACUGAUAACAAGUUCAAACAGGUGCCAUUAAUACAGGUAACGAGUGGAGGACAGAGGAGUUACAGGUCUGUGAGAGCUAGAAAUCUUGCUUGUUUGUAGGUGACCAAAUACUUAUUUUCCACCAUAAUUUGCAAAUAAAUUCAUUAAAAAUCCUACAAUGUGAUUUUCUGUAUAUUUUUUUCUCAAUUUGUCUGUCAUAGUUGACGUGUACCUAUGAUGAAAAUUACAGGCCUCUCUCAUCUUUUUAAGUGGGAGAACUUGCACAAUUGGUGGCUGACUAAAUACUUUUUUUCCCCACUGUGUGUGUGUGUAUAUGUGUGUAUAUAUAUAUGUGUGUGUGUGUGUGUGUGUGUGUAUAUAUAUAUAUAUAUAUAUAUAUAUAUAUAUAUAUAUAUAUAUAUAUAUAUAUAUACACACACACACAGCACAAUAGUUAUUUACACAUGAGAAGUGGGAAGUUCCACUUUAAAGGGAUAGUUCACCCAAAUUACAGAUAGUUAAUGUCUCUUUACCUUGACACUUAGUCUGUGGGCAAGAAACUUUUUAAUUCACUCUUCAGAUUUUUCAUUACUUAGCUCCUGUUAUCAACUGCUAAUAUUAGCAUUGAUAAAAAACAAUAGAAGUGAAGGUGGCGUCUUGGAUGUGAAGGGGACAUAGGUUUAAAAAAAAUCAGGCAUUAUUGUCUUUCCUGGCCCAACUUUUAUUUACAUUUAGUCCUUUGGAACAACAAUUACUAUAAACAUAUAGAUAAGGUAUGCGAGUUGUUUAGAUUAAUGAAAUGUGUUCACAUGUGCUUCAAAGAUCUCCACCCCCAUUCCUGAGACCUGAGGCUGCAGAAGGACAGGGUUUCAUUGGGGUUUCCUGCUGAUUUAAACAUUAGCCUUCCCCAAAGCUGCCUCCCACACAAUCUGCCUACACGGCUCCCUCACACAGCGUCUGCUAGCUCCGUCGCCCUCACCCCAGCAAUCUGCCUACACGGCUCCCCCUCACCACAGCGCUCGCCUAGCUCCGGUCCCCCUCAACCCCAGCAAUCUGGCUAGACCGGCUCCCUCACCACAGCGGUCUGGCAAGCUCCGCUCCCCUCACCACAGCAAUCUGGCCUAGCACCGGCUCCCCUCACCACAGCAUCUGGCCUUUGCCGCGCUCCCUCACACAGCAAUUGCCUGCACCGGCUCCCCCUCACCACAGCAAUCUGGCCUAGCACCGGCUCCCCCUCACCACAGCAAUCUGGCCUAGCACCGGCUCAGCUCUGGCUCCCCAUCUAAACAUGUCAUCGUGCUUAUAUAGAGUGGAUGGGCUCUACUCACCUGCAUCCCUCCCCGAUUUGAGAUCAAUCCAAGGGCACCGCUCCUCGCCUCUCCAGGCAUUGCUUGAUGGACUCACUCUCCCUGUCUCGGAGGCUGGUGUCACGGCCAAUCAGUCAAAGUCACUGGCCUUUAAUAGGACCCGGCUUUUAACUGAAGUCAGACGGUGUACUCAUCCAGCCGCUAUGACAGCUACGUCUUUGAUAAACCCCCCCCCCCCCCCCCACCGAAUGUUAUUUUCAUCAUCGCAUAAUGACUACAUUUAACCCUCAGUAUACCUAGCCAGUAUGCAUAUAUUCCUCUCUUUUAAAACAGGUGGGCAAGUUCUAAUGAUGCUGGAAUUGAGUGGGGUUUUGGAAUUGAUCAUCUUCAGACUGUUGUAGCUGAAAGCAUCCUGUCCGAUAUUCGCUUGCUAUCACAAGCACAUGUUCCUAACUUCCUCUUUUCUUCCUCCUGCAGAUCGAGUGCAUGGUGGCUUCAGAGGUUAUGCAGAGACACAAGAAGCUACAGUUUGAGAGGGGUGAGUGGGAGAGGAACCGAUCUGUGACAGCCUCACCACUCAUAGCCUGGUGUGUGUGUGUGUGUGUGUGUGUGGCGUGCGCGUCUGUGCGUCUCGCUCGCGUCCGUGUGUCUACUCUGGUCACAGGAGCCCCACCUGGCUCCCUUGUCUCCACACCAUUUCAAAGUGACCAAGAGGACAAUGACAACCCUCUACCUUGUCAUGUGUGUACAGCCUUUGGCCGCUCUCUCUACAACAUCUCUCAUUCUUUACCUGGACUCUCACAGUCUCCAGUCCUGGCGGACUGUCACCUGCAGUACUGUCUCAAUGUCACACAGGAUUAUCAUCAGUGUCAUUCCCAAUAUCAGAAUGUUUGGCCUGUUGGCUGACCUAUCGUGUCCUGGCUUCAAUCCUGUCUCAAUCCUAAUCAAAGUUGAACACGACCCACAACCACAGAGAGGAAAGCCUUUUCGGGUGCAUUUAAAGUGAUGUUAAUUGGAUUGGUAUGGCUACAGUGCAUUCGGAAAGUAUUCAGACCCCUUGACUUUUUCCACAUUUUGUUACGUUACAGCCUUAUUCUAAAAUGUAUUAAAUAAAACAUUGUCCUCAUCAAUCUACACACAAUACCCCAUGAUGACAAAGUGAAAACAGGUUCUUAGAAAUUUUUGCAAAUGUAUUAAAAAUAAAAAACAUACCUUAUUUACAUAAGUAUUCAGACCCUUUUCUAUAAGACUGGAAAUUGAGCUCCGGUGCAUCCUGUUUCCAUUGAGCAUCCUUGAUGUUUCUACAACUUUAUUGGAGUCCACCUUUGGUACAUUCAUUUGAUUGGACAUGAUUUGGAAAGGCACACACCUGUCUAUAUAAUGUCCCACAGUUGUCAGAGCAAAAACCAAGCCAUGAGGUCGAAGGAAUUGUCCGUAGACCUCCGAGACGACAGGAUUGUGUCGAAACACAGAUCUGGGGAAGGGUACCAAAACAUUUCUGCAGCAGUGAAGGUUCCCAAGAACACAGUGGCCUCCAUCAUUCUUAAAUUGAAUAUGUUUGGAACCACCAAGACUCUUCCUAGAGCUGAAAGCCACUCCUCAGUUAAAGGCACAUGACAGCCCCCUUGGAGUUUGCCAAAAGGCACCUAAAGACUCUCAGACCAUGAGAAACAAGAUUCUCUGGUCUGAUGAAACCAAUAUUGAACUUUUUUGCCUGAAUGCCAAGCAUCACAUCUGGAGGAAACCUGGAACCAUCCCUAUGGUGAAGCAUGGUGGUGGCAGCAUCAUGCUGUGGGGAUGUUUCUCAGCGGCAGGGACUGGGAGACUAGUUAGGAUUGAGGGGAAAAAAUGAACGGAGCAAAGUACAGAGAGAUCCUUGAUGAAAACCUGCUCCAGAGCACUCAGGACCUCAGACUGGGGUGAAGGUUCACCUUCCAACAGGACAACGACCCUAAGCACACAGCCAAGACAACGCAGGAGUGGCUUCUGGACAAGUCUCUGAAUGUCCUUGAGUGGCCCAGCCAUAGCCCGGACUUGAACCUGAUCGAACAUCUCUGGAGAGACCUGAAAAUAGCUGUGCAGCAACGCUCCCCAUCCAACCUGACAGAGCUUGUGAGGAUCUGCAGAGAAGAAUGGGAGAAACUCCCCAAAUACAGGUGUGCCAAGCUUGUAGCGUCAUACUCAAGAAUACUCGAGGCUGUAAAAACUGCCAAAGGUGCUUCAACAAAGUACUGAGUAAGGGGUCUAAAUAAUUCAGUUUUUUAGUUUUAAUAAUACAUUUUCAAAAAUCUCUAAAAACCUGUUUUUGCUUUGUCAUUAUGGGGUAUUGUGUGUAGAUUGAGGGGGGAUGGGGGUGGGGGGUGGGGACAAUUUAAUCCAUUUUAGAAUAAGGCUGUAAUGUAACAAAAUGUGGAAAAAGUCCAGGGGUUUGAAUACUUUCCGAAUGCAAUGUAUAUCAUGGCCUACAGUAUGUCUGGCUGGGGAAUAUUUUCUCUCAAAGCCUUUAAUCUUUGGUCCCAGUGUUCUGUUAUAAAUUCAUCUGUCAUUUACACAUCUCCAUAUGGCUUUCGGGGUCACCUUAUUUUUUUUUUUGUUGUAAAUAUCUUUUUUUAAAUUGCAGCUGCAGAGUUUUAAAACACUUGUAUAUUGUUGCUUUAAAUCAGUGCACAAGCGAGCACUCUCUCGCAGUCUUUCUCUCUCUCCAUCAAUUACGUUCAAAUUGCAUCCAAAAUAGAUAAUCCUGUUCAAGAUUGAUAUAUAGGCCUAUAUAUAGAUGUCCUAGACUACCUCUUUCAGGUAAUACAUUCAAUGCAGUAUUAGCCUUAUAUUUAGCUAAUGAAUGAUGGGUUAUGCUUAAAAAGCUUCUAACUUAUAGCCUCUGUAGAUCUUUCUAUACCUUUCCAAUGUCGUAAAAAGAAAAACCUCUUGUGCAAUACACAUGCACCUGUGCUCCGCUGGCCUCUCGCUGUAAAAAACGCUCAUCUUGGAGUCCCAUGCAGGAAAAGCUAGACUAGAAUAGCAUGCUGAACUUUUUUUUUUGCUCUUCGUAUACCAAUAGACUAUUCGAAGAGGGACGCAAGCUCUUGUUUGCUGAAUGUUAAAUAGAGCAGCCAAUAGAACUCACGGGUAGUUUGAAAGAAGAGCGAACGCUCGAUGACGGUAGGCUAUAACAGUUUUUUUAUUCAGACCAUAAACAUUCUCGAAGUGAAAGCCUUCAUCUUAUUCUAGUCCUAUAUUAUUCAAGCAUGUCAUUAGAAUGAUGAAGAUAAGGACAACAAAACGUAUUUCAUUUAACUGUUGAAAGCGAGGAAGGAAGCAACACUAGAGCGAGAAAGAGGUAGGCAGGCUAAUAACAUUAGGGGAAAUAUUCUAAAAAAUGAAAGUCAAAUUCUCUAGCCUAUACUUGUAACUUUGUAGGCCGCAGGUGCUGCACCAGAAACGCAUGUUCUCUUCUGCUUUAUAAUGGUUUGAACGAUGUGCGUAAUUCCAGUCCAUAUAAUACAGUAUAAUACAAUACAGUACAGUAAUACAGUUCACACUCAAAAGGAUUAGCCUACUGGAGCUAGUUUCAUUGAUUUACCCAAGAGAGCAUAUAGCUAGCUACAUCUAUGUGCUUUUAUGUUUUUCUGUCGUGCAUAAUGUGCAGUAGCCUAUAUAUCAUAUAGCCUAUGUAUUGGAUAACGGCACAAUCAUUUGGGAUUUUUGGGGCUUGGGCUCAUGAAAUGUCUUUAAUGUAUGGCUAUUUAAUCAGGCUCAGGUUGCAUCAGGCUUGAAUUUCUUAUCAAAGCUCUAAUCAAAUCCAGACAUAGGCCUAUUUAUAUGCUUUAUAAUGCUUUUGAAUGACACUUCCGGUUUUGGCGGGAAAUACUGGGUUACCCGGGUGAAAAGUUAUUUAUUCUCGGGAUGGAACGUUUUUUUGUAAAAUAUCUGGAAAAUAUUCAACCCUAGUGUGCAUGCAUACACAUACAAACACACACACACACAAUAUGGUGACCGUGGCCACAUUAGAUCCCCAUAAAUGAGUAGAAAUAUUUAAGAAAAGCCAGGGAGAUGAGUGGAUAAAGGCAGUCAGCCAUCUCAUCAACUUUCCAGGCCAGCCAGGCAGAAUAGCGUCUGAAACCGUUCCAUAUUUGACAGAGCCAAAGACUGCAUGUGGAAUUGCGUGCAAGCAAGGGGCUGUCACAUUGGACACAAGCAGUGUGUGUUUUCGAUUGGGACAGGAUGGUCGGGUUUGUUUUGUAGCGACAGACCAAACUUUGAGCAUCUACCAGUUUUGUUUAGUUUGGUAGAAGCAAAUGUAAUUUAAAUGGAGAAAAAUUGAAGGGUAUUUAGCUGCCGUGUUAUGAACCAACUGAAGUAGAUUUGUGUCUGUGUGUGCGUAUGUGAACUUACACAUGAUUGGGAGUUUGUGUUUACGUCAGUCACAAUUGUGCUUGUGAGUGCGAUUGUAUGUGUACUUGUGCAUAGGUCAGAGUGCAAUGUAAGAAAAAAAUUGACAAACCAAACCAAUCUCACUGUACACACAUACAUGAAAGAAGACAACAAUCAACAAUAAAGUAGUAAAAAAUACAUAGCAAAAACAAUCCAAAUACUAUAAUCACAUCAUUAAUAUCUCUGUAAUUUCUGCAAAAAGCCAUUGCAUUGAAUGUGUGUGUUGCCACAAUAUUUUAAUGUGCGUGUGUGACAUGUAGAGACAUAGGCACUACAAUCACUUAUGACCUCAUGACCUAAUGUCAACUCAUGUCAGCAUGCUUUGGCAGCAGUCACCAUACCACUACCACACAAGUGGGCGGGGGUUACAGUACUGUCUGUUGGUGGUGACACCUGAUUUUGUGCCACCACAGAGGUGCUUCUGGACCCGUGUCUGACGUGGUGCCCGUCGUCGUCGUGCCAGUCAGUGUGCCAGCUGAAGGAGACUGAGGUGGCGCUGCCCCAGCUGGUGCAGUGUGCCGUGUGCACCCUGGAGUUCUGCUCGGCCUGCAAGGCUAACUGGCACCCCGGGCAGGCCUGCCCACCACAGGAGAACAACCUGCCCAUCACCGCCUUCCUACCUGGAGAGACCAGGUAUGGAAGUGGACAGUCUCCUCUAGGGUUGGACGUUAUACCGGGGUAUUUGGAAAAAGCCACGGGAUGAUUUUUGAAUAACGUCAAUACUGUUUAAACUAUUUCUUUGAAGUUUUUUAAUAAAUAUGAGUAUUUGUAGCUGCUUUUAAGUAAAUACCUGCAGUCAACUUGUGCAAUACGUUAGGAGAUAAAGAAGAUUGCGUUCUUCAUUUCACCCCUCCCAUUAUUAUGAAGCUUACGGUAGUCCCCAACGACGAGAGACCAGGGCCUUGUGAGUCACUCACUGUUGUGCAGCACGCACCAGGUGAUCUAAUUACAGUAUGGAAUUCACAACUGUUUGCCAGCUAGAAAUCUUAACUAUUAAGUUAACUGUCUAAAAUGUGAUAAAUGCUCUGCAGUUGUGCAUUUGGUUUGCUAAUUUAGUAGCUAGUUAGCUAUCUAGCUAAGUGGUUAGCUUCUUCCAAAAUCAAGCAUUUACUUGGUAACAGCAGAGAAUCCCCUCCUUGAUCAAGAGCCUUGCUGGUUAAAAUUAGUUUUGUGCGUACAGCAAACUGUGAGUAGCGUUUUUUUGUUACUUGUAUAGUUUAGGUCAGAAACUGUACAAAAUGUUUGCAAUGCGCUCGUUAGCAUUUAGUUAUCAUUCUCUAUGGGAUUUGACAUGUACUUGUUAGCAAUGCUAACAUUUGGAUUACAGAGUAUCAGUGAUCCUUGUGUUCAGUGCCGGUAUUACUGAAUAUCCCGGUAUGGCACAAAGUCGGUAUGACAAUCUGGAUAACGCCCAAGACUCUAACCAAGACUCUACUUUCCUCUUUCUCCUCUUUUUCCUCCUCUUUCUUCAUCUCAAUCACUUCCUCUCCUCCCCAACACAUCCUUCCUACCCGUAGAGACCAGGUAUAGAGCUGGAGUUUGUCCUCUUCCUCCUCCUCUGUCUUCACCAUAUUUAAGACACCCUCCAGCCAUCUUUGAACUUUUACUGUUGAAAAGCGAUAUCCCAAGUAUAAAUACAGUCAAGUACACACACUAAAGGGUAAAAAACAUAAGUUUUGAGCAAAUUAUUUUUUGGGGGGGUUGACAACUGAAAUCUUCAAGGAGUAGGGCAUUCGAGCCAGAGUUGGUCUGAUGGGAUGUCGUGAUGUCAUCGGCCUCCCCUGUUGCUUGAGGAGCAAUAGAGAACAAAAGAGGAAAGCUCACCCCUCCACAUGUGCCAUGUCAUGACAUACCUGGACCACCUAUUGUUUAGUAAAUAUGGGUGUUAAAUGAGGUGAAAAAGAGACUGGAGUGCCACUUUAAUCACUCUCUCCUUUCCAUCACCUCAAACUAGUUGAAUAGGGUUACACUCGUGACCACUGAAUGACAUUUCAUCCCAAAAAGCAGCACUUGGGGCCUUAUUCAAUCAACCUGCGUAACUGGCUUUAAUAAGUUGCUGGAAACAUGGUUUUGUUGAGAGCAUAAACAUAAGUUUGACGGGAAUACUGUUCUUGUUUUGGAAACCCUGGUGCCAUUAUCCACACACACACACACACGUACACACAUAUUCAUUGUUUCCUUCUCAUGUUGAUGAUCUGCCCUCAUCUGUCCUCUCUACUGAGGACACUGUGAGGGCACAGCCUCUGUCCUCUCUACUGAGGACACUGUGAGGGCACAGCCUCUGUCCUCUCUACUGAGGACACUGUGAGGGCACAGCCUCUGUCCUCUCUACUGAGGACACUGUGAGGGCACAGCCUCUGUCCUCUCUACUGAGGGCACAGCCUCUGUCCUCUCUACUGAGGACACAGCCUCUGUCCUCUCUACUGAGGACACUGUGAGGGCACAGCCUCUGUCCUCUCUACUGAGGACACUGUGAGGGCACAGCCUCUGUCCUCUCUACUGAGGACACUGUGAGGGCACAGCCUCUGUCCUCUCUACUGAGGACACUGUGAGGGCACAGCCUCUGUCCUCUCUACUGAGGACACUGUGAGGGCACAGCCUCUGUCCUCUCUACUGAGGAUACUGUGAGGACACAACCUCUGGUCCCUGUGGGAACCUGUAUUUACCAUCCAGUCAGCUCUCUGUUCCUGGAUACCAGCCUAGUGACCGCUGUUGAUGGCUCCAGGAAGCCUGCUGCUCUCAUGCAUAACCCUAUGGCAUGAAUCAUGUAGUAGUCUCUAGUCAUCUAGUACAUUCUAGUGGAUAUUUAAUAUGACUGAGUGUAUUGGCUGGAGCAGAUUGCCUGAUGGUAGUGCUGGGACCCAUGGUGUCAGUUAAGAGCUAUGGAUGCAAGUACUAAAGUCACAGAGGAAGUCGUACAGGGAGCCAGUAGAUCAAUUUAUGACUGUAACUCAUAGCCAAUCUGAAUUUGGACGAGUCAUCUACUUAAAACUAUAGGAUGUGGUGGCCCAGUUUUAAAGCCAUCUAAAAGUAGAGCGAAGGGGAGAGAGUGUUGUUGAGUUGUCCUCAGAUGUCACAAAAGGCCCCAGUGGUUCAAGGGAAUGUUCAGGAUUUUACAAUUUAAGUAGUCUAUGGGCCAGGAGAAAACUGUAAUCCAUGGUUCGGUUUUCUCUAAACAGCCACAACAAACUUUAGCUAAACAUUUUCAAAAUUCCAUGGCCAAAUCAACUCAAAUCAGCGCCACAUUUAGUUUGAUGCUACUUAAAGUUUUUUUUUUUUUUUUACAUGCACACAUGCCCCCAUCACUUCCAUUGAUUGUUAGCUAGGGGUGGCUAUAGUUAGCUGAUGUUUGUAUUGGCUGUUUAAAUAAAAAUAGAACCAUGGGAUUACAGUUUUUCCUGGCCCAUAGACUACCUUCAGGUUGGGGAACCAACUAACAUCCAGUUGUAAAAUCCUGAACUUCCUCUUUGAAGCGGCAAUCAGCAGUUGAAACAAUAACAAAGCGUAUCCCUGCCCCUGUUUCGGUAAAAAGCUGAGGGAUGGGGCUGGAGAAAUGUAACCACUCUUAAAUUCAUAGACAGAGCUAUGGAUGCAAGUACUGACCAUCCAUGAUAUCAAAAUGGUAGUUUUAACCAUGUUUUACAGUGUUUGUUUACAUUUACAUUGUAUACAAACAGAGUAAAACAAGCUUAUUUUGGUUUCUCAUGGGGUAUGUAUGACAGCUCAACUAAGCUCAUGAGGCAUUUAUAAUUUAUAUUCUUCAAGAAUCAAUGGGUACAUUUCAUUUAUCCAUCCCAAAAUGGAUGUAUCAGCUGCAGAUUGCCCCUUUUAAACUCUCAGCCUCCUCUCUUACCCCCGCUGUCAAGACUGUAUGGCUUUUACUGUCAUGCUUCAGUUGUCUUAACAACGAGCUCUGGAGCACAUUCUUCCUUAUCCUCUCUCCCCUCGGAGAGUGUGGGAGGGAAAUUAGCCUCCUAAUUUGCAUGGCCUCCUCUUACACUAUUAGCCAGAUCUGCACCCAGCUGACAUAUGAAGCAAUUAUCACAAAGGGCAAAUGUUAUCCUCAGUGGACCGAUCCCAUUUUGCACUGAGCUUGCUGCCUUUCGCUGAUAAUAUUUGUUUUAGUUUCACUCCGUUGCCAUUGCUCAGACAAAACAGACAUCAUUCAGGAGAAAGAUGCUCUCUCCUCAAUCCUCACACGAUCCAGGUAUUUUACCUUAUGAUCUUGAACCUGUAUUCCAUUACAUUCAGGCCUCCAUCCCUUUCCUUCCAGAGUAGAAGCUAGAAUCCGAAAGUCCUGUUUUGUUGCAAAAUGGCUGCCAGGGUAUCAAAUUAAGGAGGAAGUGAGAGGUGUGCCUUAAUUCACUCUGGCCAUAUGGGAUCAAUAGCCGGAGAAUUGGCUCAGGAAAUGAAUGGGCUUGUUCUGUGUCCAGCUCUCUGAGACUCUUGAGAGGACAUCUGACAGCAUCACCUGCUCUCCUCCUCUCUGGCCAGAAGAGUCAGCAGCAUUCAAAAUGGAGAGAAAAUGCCUGCCUUUAAGGUGAUGAGGGGAAAGAAAGGACUGAAAGGAGUAGGAAAAAGAAAGGCCAAGACGAGCACACUUUGGCUUUUUCAUUUUAUUUGCAUUGCAAGUGUUUAGGGGAAAAUGCUGUUUAUUGCAAGCUUGGAUCUAUUGUACAGUUACAAAGGCUAUAACAGCUCUGUGGCUUGAUGCACUGUAUGGGUGGAACAUCUCUGGCUGCGUUCUGGGUCUCUGAUGUUUGUUAGCAUUAUUCAGCAAAAUGAACGUUGCGCUCCUCUCUCUCUCUCUCUCUCACACUCACUGUGUCUCCUCAGCUCCUUCUACAAGAGUGACGAUGACGACGGUCCCAUCAAGCGCUGUCCCAAGUGUAAGAUGUACAUAGAGAGAGACGAGGGCUGUGCCCAGAUGAUGUGCAAGAACUGCAAACACGCCUUCUGCUGGUACUGCCUGGAGUCACUGGACGUGAGUAGAGAACCCUGUCUCCCUCACACACACGCCUUUCUGCUGGUACUUUCUAGAGUUCCUGGACGUGAGUACAACGUUGUCCCAAUGUUUGCCCGAAACACCUCCGCACAAGUACUGCUACAACAUGCUCACGUUCUUAUAGAAUAAACACACGUAUCUUUGCGAAUGAUUUUUUUAUUUAGCUUUACAGAGUAUGUUGGACCUGACUGCAAUACAGCAGUCUGAUAUUUGCAUAGAAUUCACUCGUUCUGGUGUUAGCAGUGAUUCAAUGUGUUACAUAGGGAGUAACAGCACUGCAGGAGGUGUGAUAAGGCUGCAAAUCAAAUGUUAUUUGUCACAUGCGUCGAAUACAACAGGUGUAGAGCUUACAGUGAAAUGCUUACUUACAAGCCCUUAACCAACAAUGCAGUUUUAAGAAAGAAUACCACAAAAAAAAACAGUUGGCCAAAAAAACAGUUGGCCAUUUGAUUAGAUGUUCAAGAGUCUUAUGGCUUGGGGGUAGAAGCUGUUUAGAAGCCUCCUGGACCUAGACUUAGCGCGCCGGUACCGCUUGCCGUGCGAUGGGAGAGAGAACAGUCUAUGACUAGGGUGGCUGGAGUCUUUGACAAUUUUUAGGGCCUUCCUCUGACACCGCCUGGUAUAGAGGUCCCAGUGAUGUACUGGGCCGUUAGCACUACCCUCUGUAGUGCCUUGCAGCCGGAGGCCGAGCAGUUGCCGUACCAGGCAGUGAUGCAACCAGUCAGGAUGCUCUCGAUGGUGCAGCUGUAGAGCCUUUUGAGGAUCUGAGGACCCAUGCCAAAUCUUUUCAGUCUCCUUAGGGGGAAUAGGUUUUGUUGUGCCCUCUUCACAACUGUCUUGGUGUGCUUGGACCAUGAUAGUUUGUUGGUGAUGUGGACACCAAGGAACUUGAACCUCUCAACCUGCUCCACUACGGCCCUGUCGAUGAGAAUGGGGGGUACUCGGUCCUCUUCUUUUUCCUGUAGUCCACAAUCAUCUCCUUUGUCUUGAUCACGUUGAGGGAGAGGUUGUUGUCCAGGCACCACACAGCCAGGUCUCUGACCUCCUCCCGAUAGGCUGUCUCGUCAUUGUUGGUGAUCAGGCCUACCACUGUUGUGUCAUCGGCAAACUUAAUAAUAAUAUGCCAUUUAGCAGACGCUUUUAUCCAAAGCGACUUAGUCAUGCGUGCAUACAUUUUUGUGUAUGGGUGGUCCCGGGGAUCGAACCCACUACCUUGGCGUUACAAGCGCCAUGCUCUACCAGCUGAGCUACAGAGGACCACAUUAAUGAUGGUGUUGGAGUCGUGCCUGGCCAUGCAGUCAUGAGUGAACAGGAAGUACAGGAGGGGACUGAGCACGCACCCCUGAGGGGCCCCCGUGUUGAGGAUCAGCGUGGUGGAUGUGUUGUUACCUACCCUUACCACCUGGGGGCGGUCCGUCAGGAAGUCCAGGAUCCAGUUGCAGAGGGAGGUGUUUAGUCCCAGGGUCCUUAGCUUAGUGAUGAGCUUUGAGGGGACUAUGGUGUUGAACGCUGAGCUGUAGUCAAUGAAUAGCAUUCUCACAUAGGUGUUCCUUUUGUCCAGGUGUGAAAGGGCAGUGUGGAGCGAAAUAGAGAUUGCAUUAUCUGUGGAUCUGUUGGGGCGGUAUGCAAAUUGGAGUGUGUCUAGGGUUUCUGGGAUAAUGGUGUUGAUGUGAGCCAUGACCAGCCUUUCAAAGCACUUCAUGGCUACAGACGUGAGUGCUACGGCAGUCGUUUAGGAAGGUCACCUUAGUGUUCUUGGGCACAGGGACUAUGGUGGUCUGCUUGAAACAUGUUGGUAUUACAGACUCAGACAGGGAGAGGUUGAAAAUGUCAGUGAAGACACUUGCCAGUUGGUCAGCGCAUGCUCGGAGUACACGUCCUGGUAAUCCGUCUGGCCCUGCGGCCUUGUGAAUGUUGACCUGUUUAAAGGUCUUAGUCACAUCGGCUACGGAGUGCGUGAUCACAGUCGUCCGGAACAGUUUAUUUUAUCUGUGCUUGUAGGAAGAUAGGAGGCUUUACUGGCAGUGUCUUAAGUAAAUCCUCAUUACAGACCACAGGCGAUUUAUACUGCACUGGCCAUUUUAAAAGCAAUUUUCUCCCAGCAGCUGCCUCUGAGUACUAAUGAUAGAUAAUUAUUCUCUCUCUCUCUCUCUGUCUGUGAUGUCUGUGUGUUUGUGUGUGUUUUGCGUAUGUGCAUGUGUCUCUGUGUGUGUGACACAGGAUGACUUCCUCCUGAUCCACUUUGACAAAGGACCCUGUCGAAACAAACUGGGUCACUCCAGGUCAUCUGUCACCUGGCACAGAACACAGGUAAGUUAGUGUGUUAGCACACUCAGUGUUCUCCUUUGGAACUUUCCUUUCGCUCUCUCUUUCACACACUGGACUUCACGUGUUCAUCAUGAAUACACAUGGAUGGUGCUCUGUAAAAACACUGGUCGGUAGAAGAGCACAGGUUGGUUCGUGUGUUGGCCCAUUAUUGUUGGUUAGAACAUGUCUCUGGCAUUACAUUGCUAUCUUCUACGUAAUUUCCUUUCUAUAAUAUGUGUACAUUUGCUAUUCACUGGGACAUAGUAAAGCUUUUAGUUUGGCACAAAUAGAGAGAUAGUCAGUCGCAACAUAUACAUUACAUAGCACAUGCUAUACAUUGGAAAAUCAAAGUCCAUAUGUCCUUUAGAAUUGUUAUUUUAAUAUUGAUUUAAUGCAACAACAAAAAAAUGAAUCAUCUUACAUCACCAACUCAUUUUUCAGCUAUAACUACAGUAUCUUCAAGCACAUAUCUAUUCAUAGACGAGCACAUUUCCUGUGUUUAAUAGAGUAUUGUGACUGCUAGCUUACACACUGACAUCUGUUGCCCAGUGUGACAGGCUGAGUCAUGAGCAUGGUUACAGCUUGUGUACCUCCUGUACCCAGCCCAUACAAACCUCACUGCUUCCUACCCAGCCCAACAAACCUCACUGCUUCCUACCCAGCCCAUACAACCUCACUGCUUCCUACCCAGCCCAUACAAUCCUCACUGCUUCCUACCCAGCCCAUACAACCUCACUGCUUCCUACCCAGCCCAUACAAUCCUCACUGCUUCCUACCCAGCCCAUACAAACCUCACUGCUUCCUACCCAGCCCAUACAAACCUCACUGCUUCCUACCCAGCCCAUACAACCUCACUGCUUCCUACCCAGCCCAUACAAUCCUCACUGCUUCCUACCCAGCCCAUACAAUCCUCACUGCUUCCUACCCAGCCCAUACAAUCCUCACUGCUUCCUACCCAGCCCAUACAAUCCUCACUGCUUCCUACCCAGCCCAUACAAACCUCACUGCUUCCUACCCAGCCCAUACAACCUCACUGUUUCCUACCCAGCCCAUACAACCUCACUGCUUCCUACCCAGCCCAUACAAUCCUCACUGUUUCCUACCCAGCCCAUACAAUACUCACUGCUUCCUACCCAGCCCAUACAAUCCUCACUGCUUCCUACCCAGCCCAUACAAACCUCACUGCUUCCUACCCAGCCCAUACAAUCCUCACUGCUUCCUACCCAGCCCAUACAAUCCUCACUGCUUCCUACCCAGCCCAUACAAUCCUCACUGCUUCCUACCCAGCCCAUACAAACCUCACUGCUUCCUACCCAGCCCAUACAACCUCACUGUUUCCUACCCAGCCCAUACAACCUCACUGCUUCCUACCCAGCCCAUACAAUCCUCACUGUUUCCUACCCAGCCCAUACAAUACUCACUGCUUCCUACCCAGCCCAUACAAUCCUCACUGUUUCCUACCCAGCCCAUACAAUACUCACUGCUUCCUACCCAGCCCAUACAAUCCUCACUGUUUCCUACCCAGCCCAUACAACCUCACUGUUUCCUACCCAGCCCAUACAACCUCACUGCUUCCUACCCAGCCCUUACAACCUCACUGUUUCCUACCCAGCCCAUACAAUACUCACUGCUUCCUACCCAGCCCAUGCAACCUCACUGCUUCCAAAGACCUUAAGAAACCUGUCGCUCUCUCUAACUCCUCAUGAAUACAUAACACAGCCAGGGCCCUUAUUCACAAAAGGAGUGCUGCUCUAGGAUCAGGUCCCCCCCGUCCAUGUAAUCAUAUUCAUUGUGAUCUAAAAGGCAAAACUGAUCAUAGAUCAGCACUCCUACUCUGAGACAUUUUAUGAAUAAAGGCCCUGAUCUGAUAGGGCAAAUCCAGCCUUUAUGAAAGCUCAGCCGCUGUCUGACUUCAGAUCAGUUCUGGGAUUGUGUCCACUAGGGAUGCCAUAGGAGGAAUGAAGGUCACCUCUCUGGGCUUACUGUUCUACUCUCUGGGCUUACUGUUCUACUCUCUGGGCUUACUGUUCUACUCUCUGGGCUUACUGUUCUACUCUCUGGGCUUACUGUUCUACUCUCUGGGCUUACUGUUCUACUCUCUAGGCUUACUGUUCUACUCUAUGGGCUUACUGUUCUACUCUCUGGGCUUACUGUUCUACUCUCUGGGCUUACUGUUCUUCUCUCUGGGCUUACUGUUCUACUCUCUGGGCUUACUGUUCUACUCUCUGGGCUUACUGUUCUACUCUCUGGGCUUACUGUUCUACUCUCUGGGCUUACUGUUCUACUCUCUGGGCUUACUGUUCUACUCUAUGGGCUUACUGUUCUACUCUCUCUAGGCUUACUGUUCUACUCUCUGGGCUUACUGUUCUACUCUCUCUAGGCUUACUGUUCUACUCUCUGGGCUUACUGUUCUACUCUCUGGGCUUACUGUUCUACUCUCUGGGCUUACUGUUCUACUCUCUGGGCUUACUGUUCUACUCUCUAGGCUUACUGUUCUACUCUCUGGGCUUACUGUUCUACUCUCUGGGCUUACUGUUCUACUCUCUAGGCUUACUGUUCUACUCUCUGGGCUUACUGUUCUACUCUCUGGGCUUACUGUUCUACUCUCUGGGCUUACUGUUCUACUCUCUAGGCUUACUGUUCUACUCUAUGGGCUUACUGUUCUACUCUCUGGGCUUACUGUUCUACUCUCUGGGCUUACUGUUCUACUCUCUCUAGGCUUACUGUUCUACUCUCUGGGCUUACUGUUCUACUCUCUAGGCUUACUGUUCUCAGACCAGACAUGGUCUAUUCUAUACAAUAGCGUUGUCAGGGUUUGUUGAUAUGAGCAAACAGGAUAUCAUGUUAAUACAUGUAUGCCGGCACCACUAAAUGUUCAUGUGGUGCUCGUCUGGGGAAUAAUGUAAAUAUGAAUAUCUCCACAAGAGGAAGAGAACUGAAACGCCCAAGAGUGGAUCGCAACUAUGAUAUGUAUCCAUGCAUAUGGUGCUCUUUAAUUAAAAGGUCUUUGUCAAAGGGUAUUACGUUAAACCAUCUAGCUGACCGUCAAAAUGGUCAAUUUGCAGUUAUUUUUUGAUGAUAACUAUAUCUCGCUCUCUGCCAUCUUGUCCUUCACAGACAUGCCCUGGGGUGAUCCCAAAAAUGAAUCUCUGACUCCUGCUCUGAAACUGGCAGAAUUGCGUUAUGUUAUUCUAAGAAGGAGAUCUUGCCUGUAAAUGCAUGUUUUGAAUGCCAUUUUGUAGCUGAGGAGAUGUUGGGCUGGAAUCAGAUGCCACCAUGUGGUGAGAUAGGUGACUGAAAAGAAGAGGAUACCCAGCACACACAGAGGUUCAAUAAGGCCAAACGAGAAAAUGUUUUGAGAAGGAAAGUGAAAAUGGCUUGGAGUCUAAUUAUCCUGUUAAGGGAUUUCGCAGAUGCUAGUCCUCUUUUCAAAGUAUUUUCUCUAUAGUGCUACAUGUGUUGUCCUUUUGAUAUUUUUUCUAUGUAUCUAAACAAACAGUGUCUUAUUUGCUGGCGCCUCUGUCUUGUUGCAUUCUCUCACCCUCUUACUUUCUCUCUUCUCCCCUCCCCCUCUCUCCUCUCCCUCCCUCUCCCCCUCCCUGCUCUCCCCUCUCACUCUCUCUCCUCUCCCUUCCUCUCUCGAUCUCCUCUCUCUCUCCAGGUGGUGGGGAUCUUUGCUGGCUUUGGCCUGCUCCUGCUGGUGGCCUCUCCCUUCCUCCUCCUGGCCACACCAUUCAUCCUCUGCUGCAAGUGCAAGUGCAGCAAAGGAGAUGACGACCCCUUUCCCACC